GAGCGGCGAAAGGGAGCGGAGCGGGCCGCCAUCUUAGUUCGCAAGCCAGCGGAGCCAGCGCCGGGCUGAGGAGGAGGAGGAGGAGGAAGACGCGGCGACCGGGCUGGUCUGAGAGGAACGGCUGCCUCUCCUCCCUUCCCUUUUAUUUUCCGCCCCCGGACACCCCCCCUCACCCUUAUUAUUUAUUACUACCGUUGCUAUUAUUUAUUAAUGUGUCGUUAUUAGUAUCGCUAAUAUCCGCCCCCCGUUUCCUUUAGCCCUUUUUUUUUUUGCCCUCCCCCUCAACGGGGGGUCGGUCGGGGGGCGCCGGGGAGGAGAAGGAGGAGGAGGCGAGGCGGAGAAGCGCCUUCCCGGCCUAGCAGAGAUGCUGCCCUCCCGGCUGGCGCCCGCCUGCCUCCUCCUGGCUGCGCUGCUCUGCGGACGGGUCCGCGCUGCCCGAGGUGAGCCAGGAGGCGGAGGGGAGGGUGGGGGAGGAAAACAACAAUUAAUAUUGUGUGUGUGAGAGAGAUAAAUUUUUAAAAAAUAGGUUGGGGUGUCCAGGUCUCCAGCCACCCCACCCCGUUUAGUGCCGUAGGAGGAUAACGCCUCAGCGUUGCACUUAACUGAUAGCACCUUAGGCACGGUGCUGCACUUGCCUUGCCAAGGAGACCUUCGUAACAGUGUUUGCGCUUUCCCUUUUUAUUGCAGAAAUGUCUAUCCAUAUGCAUAUGUAGAUAGACGCGUAUGUGUGUUUGGGCGCGCGUUUUCUGUAUACGGAUAGAUACAGGUAUGUGCAUAUGUGCAUAUAAAGAAGAUUUGCGUUGCCCUAAUAUAGACAGCAGUGACAUUGCAAUGAUGAUCAUGAUAAUAACGUAGCAUUGGUAUGGAAGGGAUCAAUAAGGACGACGAAGGUGAUGCUGCUGCUUCGUUUGUUGUGCCUGCGCUGCGAUUGCAUUGCUCUUUAGAACCUACUGUGGGUCACUUACCGCGCUGUGCAAUAUCGUGAUUUGUUGGCUUGUUUGUUUUAUUGGUGGUGGUGGUUUAUUCAUGUGUUGUGUUUUGCUGUAUUUGCGUUAGGAGAACCGCCUUGAAACAGUACUGGGCCCCUUUUUUUGCACAUGCGAUAUUGUAAUUAUUUGUUAGCCUCAUUCUGUAUUCCUAAUGGGAAGAUGUCUGUUUAACAGUGUUGGGAUGCUUAUUGCAGCACACAAUAUGAUAACAGCGGGUGGCAUUUCACAUUAGUCCGACUUGGAGUAGACCCGUUGAAGUUAGUGAACAUGGGCAAUUUAGGUUCAUUAAUUUCAGUGGGUCUCCUAUGAGUGUACCCUGUGUGAAUAUCACCCAGUGUUCUUAUUUAUUAGAUCUUGCUGCAUUUGUAUUAGGAGAUAUUUUAAAGGGUCCUUUUCUGUAAAGUGCAGUUGUCUGACAGUGCAUAGCAUAAAUAUUGCAUGAUUUGAUAAUGUUAUACAUUUUUAUUGUAGUAUGCUUUCAUAGGUGUGUAUGCGUUUAAGAUGGAUAUUCAUCCUAAGCCCCAUGGAAGUCAGUGCAAUGUACUUCUGAGUGGAUACGUAUAGGAUUAUUUGUGUAAUACUAUAUGUAUGAAUGUACAAGUUAAUAUUGCAGCCAUUAAUAUAAGGAUAUUUUAAUAUUGCUUUGUUUAGUAGUGAUAUAGACACUAUUGCAUAUUCAUACUUUUAUAUGUAAUCUUCCACAGCCGUUUAAUAAUAGAAAUAUAUUAAUAAAAUGAAUAAUUUAUAAAGUAUAUAUUUAAAGUACUUAGGUUCCACUCUUCAGCCAGAAGACUAUUAAUACCUACUAGAGUAUAGUGCUUAAUAUUGCAUUGUUUGAUAAUGCAAUAUUUUAUCCUUGUACUUAUAUUGUCCAUUAUAAUACAGUGCAUCAUUAGUAGUCCCUGAUUAACAAGGAUAUUAUAACAUUCCAUUAUUUAAUAAAUGAUGUAACCCUACUGCACUACAUCCCUCCUUAUAUUAAGAAUAUAGCAUUGUUGUUUCAUAAUACACCUAAUACUCUCUUUUCCACACAUGCACUCACUUGCUUGUAUUUUUUUUGGGGGGGGGUGGUGGAUUUGAUUCCCUUUCCACUUCAUCCCAUCUUCCCCACCUCAUAGCAACACCUCCUCCCCUCUAAGCAGAAUACCUCCCCUCUUUUUAACAUAGUACUUACAUAGGAAACACCAACAUGCCAUUAGCAGUAAAUCUCUCCACCCCAAUAUUUGUCUAUUUCACUCCCUUAAGCACACAUAGAUACACAAACUUCCUAAACCCACAAAUACCUUUUUCAUACUUGUUUCUUUUACUCUUCCCCUUUCUAAAGCACUUUCCCAGACCCCCAAACCAGCAUCUUUCUACGCACAGGAUACUUACCUUAUACUGUCCACCCCACUUCAGGGACACCUCUAAGUAUGGCUUGGCGAACAUGCAUUUGUCAGCCUGUCCUUUUGAAGCUGUUUCCUGUAGCUGUCCUCUUAGGGGGCCUGUACUUCCUGCAUCUCCCCCCCCCCCCCCCCCCGCAAAUGUUUGCCUCCCCACUGUGCUUAUUAAUUAUUAGUAUUCUGUCUACCACCCCACGCUCUUACAUCCAAAUGUACUUUCUGGACCACCAUUGGCCUUUUCACAUUCUGUAUAAAAGCUAUUCUCUGCCUCCUCUAUUCCUCUUUCCCCUCCUCUGGUUUUAAACCAUCUCAGAAAGGCACAUGUGUUUGAAGGACCCAGACUCCGGACCCUGCCAAAGGAAUUGUUUCCCUCCAUACAUCUGACUUUGGAGGUGUGGAGUCCUUCAUGCAAGGGCAUCUUUUGAUAAGAGGUGGGGGUGCUUAGGAAGAUCGCUCCUCCUACCUUUUCACUCUUUUAAAUCUUUCUAGUGUGUGGGGGCACUAUUUCCCCCCUCAGGAAAGAGGAUGAUGGAUAGCCUUCCUCACUCUGUAGUUUUACAAUUUAAUCGCCUGUGCCCAUGAAUCUAUCUCUGAAGUUAAGUCCAUCUAUCACUCUUUUCUCCAGUGAUGCCUCUUUUAUACCACCCUAUGCCGUUCCUCCUCCUGCAUUCCUGUAUGUUGAGCUCCUUUCCCCUAUAGGGAUUUAACAAAGCUUAAUCACGUCCCCAAAUCAUAUGCUCUGUGUAUCUGGAUCAGAGUGCAAAUGGGGAAGGAAAUAGCAGUGUCCUUGGUGGUGAUGGGCUUCUUAUCCCUUCAAGUCUAUACGGUGCUGUAUGGAACAGAUGGAGGAAGGUGACAGAAAGGUGCUGUCCUACAGGGUCGGGGAGAAUGUUUACACAGUGCCCGCAGUGCCCCCCUCCCUCUUGCUUUGUUUUGCUUUGGUAUAAUCCCCUCCCUCCUUUUUCCGGCAGUGAGGAAAAAAUUCCAUAGGGCAACCUGAUCAUGUUGGAGAUGGAAAGAAAACCUGCUUACUCCCCAGAUAGAGAGACUGCCAGUGUUUUUAUCUGGCGGGCGAUUCUGGCUGUCCAGGCUGUGUCCUCCGCUGCCCACUUUGGCUCAUAAUCUGGGUUAGCAGGGAGGAAUGGAAUGUGGGGGGUAUAAUGGCACUGCUUGUGAGUGGGGGGAGGGAGUCCGCAGCAGCUCUCUGCAGGCACACACUUUCUUUGUUUUUGUCAUGCAAAUCAUUUCUCUCACACUCCGCAAAUUAUUUCCCAACUAGACUUCUGUUUGUCCCUUUGAUGAUAAGAGACAGCGUUGUUGCUUGUGGCAAGGCAAGGUUAAACUGGACCAAUCUGAUGAGAUUAACAAUGGUGUAAAUACUGUCUGUCUCUAGGCUUGCAAAAGCUCUUUCUCUGUUGAGAGUAUGAUUCCCCCCCACCCCUUUCCAAGCAGCGAUGGUAUUUUAGAUGGUGGAAUUGGUUUUUUUAUCGUCAGCUGUGAAUAGAUGCAGAGAAUUGGACACCUUACUGAAUCUCUGGGAACCUUAAACCGCUGCAGUUUCAUUGAGAGUGCUUUCUGUCAUUUAAAGCAAACACAAUCCCUUCUCACACCUUUCUAGCUGUUUAACCUUUUGCUGCUCUUGCGUUAUCACUGGGCCUUGAGCUGGGAAGUAAGGACGCAUUGCAGAUUGUGUUUCUGGGGUUGCAAAUGUUUCUUUCCCUAAAUAUGGAGCCGGAGCUCCCCCCAAUCAUAUUGUGAGAUGGCUUAAUUGCUGUUUAAAACAUGUGCUGUUUAAAAUGUUUUUAUAGACAUCCAUUUCACUAAGUCCUACUCAGAGUAGACCCAUUGAAGUUUAACUUAGUCAUGUCUAAAUUUCAAUGGGUCUACACUGAGUAGGACUAACAUGGGACACAACCCAUUUGACUUCAAACUGAUUUAUUUUUAAGGUGGUACAGGUGAUGUUGGGGUAUUUUGCUGAUAAAAACUGAACCUUUCAAUCAUCUGUGGAAAUGUUUAGUUUUCAUCCCAAUGGAUUCACAACUGUGCUUGUCUCUUAAAUUUCAUUCACUGUAGCUAUUUCCAGAGGGUUGGUGUGUUGCAACGUAACAACAACACAGUAAAGUCUUCUGACAUCUUGAAGACAUAACAUGUUUAUUACCAUGCAUGUUUUCUAUUGGAUCAGUCCACAAAAGUUUAUGUCACAAUAAACAUGUUGGUCUUUGUGGUGCUUCCUGUUCUUCAUAUCUAAGAACAUAGGAAGCUGACUAAUACUGAACAAGACCACUGGUCCAUCUAGCUCAGUAUCCUCUAUUCCAGGCUUCCUCAAACUCGGCCCUCCAGAUGUUUUGAGACUACAGUUCCCAUCAUCCCUGACCACUGGUCCUUUUAACUAAGGAAUUGUAGGCCAAAAACAUCUGGUGGGCCAAGUUUGAGGAAGCCUGCUCUAUUCUGAUUGGCAGCAGCUUUUCACGGUUUCAGACAAGGGCACAUUUCCAGCCCUACCUGAAGUUGCUGCAGAUUGAACCUGAGACCUUCUGCAUGCAAAGAAGUUGCUGCACUACUGAGCUAUGCCUCCUUCUUUAAAAAGCAAGAUUUUAGUCCCCAUAUUUUUGAAUUAAAGGGCUUAUUUUAAAUAGGCACACAAGAAGCUGCCUAAUACUGAGUCAGCUCAUUGGUCCUUCUAGCUCAGUAUUGUCUACUCUGCACUGACUGGCAGCAGCUCUCUGCAGUGUUUUUGGACAAGGGGAGUUUCCCGGUCCUGUCUGGAGAUGCCACUGAGGAACGAACCUGGGACUUUCUGCAUGCAAAGCAGAUACUCUGUCACUGAACUAUGGUACUCUUUUCAACGGGCAACACUUCCUCCUGUGACAGUCUUCUGAAUGUUUAAUUAUUGAUGCUUUUGAAUUAUGGUGCUGGAGGAGACUCUUGAGAGUCCCAUGGACUCCAAGAAGAUCAAACCUAUCCAUUCUUAAGGAAAUCAGCCCUGAGUGCUCACUGGAAGGACAGAUCGUGAAGCUGAGGCUCCAAUACUUUGGCCACAUCAUGAGAAGAGAAGACUCCCUGGAAAAGACCCUGAUGUUGGGAGCGGUUGAGGGCACAAGGAGAAGGGGACGACAGAGGAUGAGAUGAUUGGACAGUGUUCUCGAAGCUACUAACAUGAGUUUGACCAAACUGUGGGAGGCAGUGGAAGACAGGAGUGCCUGUUGUGCUCUGCUCUAUGGGGUCACGAAGAGUCAGACACAACUAAAUGACUAAACAACAACAACAACAUCUUUUGUGCAGCUGCACUAGAACCCUGUCUUGCUUUAAAGCUUAUUGCUAUAAUAAAUAUGAAGACAAAUUCCAGAAAAGCAGUUAUGUUAGAGUAUGUGCACGUGUAUGUGACAGCGAGAAGACAAAAAAGCCUGGGAUGGAUGAGAAAUGACCUUAGGUUGAGCAUCCUUAUGCCAGAAGGACUCUCUCUAAUAAUGCGAUAUGCACAUGAUCACUCAUACCGUGUUAAUUUGGAAUAACAUGGACAAGUAAACAGCCAUUGGAAAUCACCAACAAUUUCCUACUGAUAACUCGGUGGGAAACCUUUAGUAAGGGAGUGGGGAAGUUUAGUACUGCCCCAUUGCAUAUUGAUUUAUGCCAUGGGUUGCCAACACAGCGCUCAUGGGUGCAUAAUUGCCCAGAAAGGCCUUCCUUGGCACUCAUGGGCUCCUGUCCCCUUACCUCCCCUCUCUGAAAUUGAACUUGAAGAAAACUGUAUCGAGCCUAUUUUUUGGCUAGUAAGGGUUUAUUGUGGACCAGUAAACUUCUUGGAUUUAUUUGCAACUCUGGGACAACUGCUGUCCCCUUGGUAUAUUCUUAAAACAAUUUUACAGCUCAGUUCUGUGCCAGUUUUCACCCCUAGUAAUAUGCUUAGACAAAUAUGUAAAGAUGAAUGUCCUGUGAUUUGCUAUUAGUGUUGUAUUCUGUAUAGGAGAGUUGAUUGAGAUGAACAGUGUGUCACAAAUGACUAGCAAUAGGUAUAUGUGGACAACUGUGCUAGGAUUGUGUGAUCUUUUUGCCUGCCUUAUUGCUCAUCUGUCGAUAAUGUACCUUGAAGCUACAUUGUCCUAUAUCUGGCUUUUUCUUGCUUGUUUGGUUCAAAUUUCCAAAAAUGUGAUUUGGGAGUUAUUUUGCUGUUAAAAUGUAAAUGUUUCUUUUCCUAUGGCUGAUUUUAUAUAUAUUUGAAAUAGAGCACAGUUGCUGGGUUUUUAUAGCCUGACUUUAAAUGUGGCCAGAUGGCAGUUGCCUUUCUCAAUUGGCUGUGCUAUUUAUUGCGAACCCGGAAGUGAUGGAAGCACUAUUGCUGCAAAGAGAUUCAAGGCUGUGCAAGGAUUUUCUUUGGUGACAGUCUCUGGUUUCCCAUUUAGCAUAGUGUGGUUUAUCACUGUUUUCAUAUGGCUGCCAUCAUCUGGAAAGGCUCUAAUAUUUCAGAAGGAUAUUUUGGAAGGGCUGUAGCUCAGUGGUAGAGCAGAAGAUCCCACAUUCAAUCCUUGGCAUCUCCCAAGUUGCGCAGGGAGAGAACACUUCCUGAAACCCUGGAGAGCCACUGCCUGUCAGUGUAGGCGAUACUGAGCCAGAUGGACCAAGGCUGUGACUCGGUAGAAGGCAGCUAUCUAUGCUUUUCCUAGAUGUCUUGUUUUGGAGGUUUACUUGGCUUAUUUAAAGCCAAACAGAUUAAUUCAUAUUCUUGUAUGAACGCAGGCCUUUGUUUCUAUGGUCAGAGGCAAUGAUGCUUCUGAAUACCAGUUUCUGGAAACCACAAGAGGGGAGAGGGCUCUUGUUUUCAGGUCCUUCUUGCGGGUUUCCAAAAGGGCAUCUUAUUGGCCUCUGUAAGAACAGGCUGAUGAAUUAGAUGGGCCCUUGGCCUGAUCCGGCAGUGGUAUCCACAUAUAUUUAUAGCUAUGUCCAGGAUGCUAUGGAGAGCUGGAGGCUUGGAAAUGUGUGUGUUGCUUUUCAACCCUAGGAACUAACUUACACAGAACUAGCAAAGAGUUAAUGGCUUCCAAUCCGACAAGGAGGGGUUUUUAUAUUACUUUUCUUUUUUACAUUUUAUAUUAGCCUUCACUAACUUGGUGCCCUGCUUUAGACUACUAAUCAGAGGCUGAUGAUUUGUCGCCCAAAAUAUCUGGAGAGCACCAAGUUGGAGGAGGGCUGUACAUUACCUGAGAGCUUCCAUUUUCAGAAUCAGUAAGACUUUCCCCCUGUCUGUUGCAUUGUUGAAGAAUGUUGUGAAGCUGCUGGAUCUAAAUUACUGGCAGGGCCCUUCGUGCUUUUAAAAUGGACAACGCUUCUCACUGUUAGCUGCUUUGUGGUGAUGAAAGCAGCUCUACUCAGGUUUGCUUCUUUUUGUUUCUGCUCUUUCAGUCCUCCAUUUGUUAGCACAGCAUGAAUACGGUAGGAGAAUGCUUUUGUUUGGCCUGGGAAACUUCUUUCAAACUGCACGUUAAAGGGGACAAUCUGGAGGGAUAUAUAUGCACAGAAAUCUGUCCCCAUGAGACAUACAAUAAAGCCAAAGCUACCUUUUGCAUAGCCCAAUGCAAAAAUAAUGUUUUCAACUCACUUGUUUCAUAUGGGGGUAGGAAAAAUGAAGGAGACAAUACUCCUCAAGCAAUCACUGCCUGGUUGCCUGGCAGUGACUCUUUAUUUGCUAUGGGUGACUAAGCGAACAGGUCUUGGAUUAUUUCCAUGGCUGUGUAAUGAGCUUCAUUUAAUACCUUUGCAUUAAAUGAUUUUUGUCUUUCAGUUACAGACAUUGCAAUAUGAAGCAUUAUGGUGUGUAGAAUCAUAGAAUUGUAAAGUUGGAAGGGACCUUGAGAAUCCUAUAGUUCAGAGUUUCCCAAACUUGGGGGGGGGGGUUCCUCCAGCUGUUUUUGGACUACAGUUCCCAUCAUCCCUGACCACUUGUCCUGCUAGCUAGGGAUGAUGGGUGUUGUAGUCAAAAAUCAACUGGAGACUCAAGAUUGGGAGGGCCUGAUCUAGUCCAACCUCCUGCAGUGUAGGAACUUUUUGCCCAAUGUUCCUGAGUAUCCAAUGCUAGUCCUGCUCUGAGUAGUCCAAUUGAAAUUAAUAUAUAAAAUUUAGAUCCAUUAAUUUCCAUGGAUCUGCUCCAAGUAAAAACAUAGUUGGAUAUAAUCCCAAGCUUCACCGAUAACAUUCAUACAAAAGCAGAAGAAAGAGGGAUCAGAGAGAGGUGCUUGAGAUAGGAUGCUUCCUGGGAAAGAAGAAUACAUAUAUCAAAAUUACACCACAGGCUCAUCUUACUUUCACUAGAAGGAAAAUGCAGGUAAGAAAAGGAGAUAAAAAGAAAAUUAUUUCAAGGCCAUCAACAACAUUCUUAGGCAAAUAUAUCUGAAUAGGCUGCAUGGGUGUAGCCAAGGGGGGGCAGGUGCCCCUCCAAUCAAGUAAAUGAAUAAAAAUACUUAACUGAGAUUCUGCCCCCCCCAGCAUAAAGUCUGCACCCCAACAUAAAUCCUGGCUAAGCCCAUGGUAGGCUGAUCAAAUGUUUCAAGUGUGUGUGUGUAUGUGUGUAUUCAUGUGUUGGGGGGUGGGGUAGAAUUGCAUGUCCUCUUUGCACAGGAACCAAUUUUAUCCAUACCGUUCCAAUUUUAGAACUUAGGUGUUCAGCUGUGUUUUUCUUUAAACAUUAAGUUUUUGAGAUGUAUUUUUUAGAAGUUUGUUGAUGGGGUGGAAGACCAGUUUCAACCUUCAGGUGCUUUAAUGGGCAGUGCAGAACUUUAAAAAGUGAGUGCCACUUUAUAAUUCACGUCCUGUUGAAAUGGCUCAGCAGUGAUUUAAUAGAUUAGGUAGGGCGCUGGAACUGUUUGCUGAUUUAGAUGAAUGGGCAUCAGUUUCUACUUUUUAGGCGCUCUCCAUCACAGACUGGGGCCAAAAGCUAGUCUGUUAGUCAUGCCCAGGAAGUCAUUGUGGACUAUGAACAACUCAUGUGGUUUCCGCUGGUGGCUGGUUUCUUAAUCUUAACCGCAAACACUUUUUACCACUUGUUUGACAGGAUGGAGGGGGGUGAGUACAAAAGCCACUAAGGUGAGUGCUGCAUCCAUUUGCCACACCCACUACUAGUAUGUGGCUCUUGGAAGAUUGCCCUUGAAGGAAUGUUGCCCUUGAAUUUGAAAAGAUUCCCCACCACUGACCCAUAUGGGUCUUAGAAGAGCCCUUACUUUCAGUCAGUAGACUAGCUUAUAUAAUCUGCAUAAUUUUUGAUUGCUCCCUAAGGCUGACAGGCGAUGGAGUUUAGAACCAGUGCCCCAUCUGUUCCAGCCCCCUGUUCUCACAGUGGCCAACUGGGUGUACAUCAUUGGAAGGCAACAAACAGGACCUGACUUUGUCAAUGCAAAGCUUGGAAAGGCAUAUGGGCACCCAUUGUGAUGAACUAGAUCAGGCAGUGCUUCUGCCUGUCCAGUAACGUUGGAUGGGAUGCUCAGAAUAGCUGUGACAGCAGAAGAAAAUGCGGAGAGGUAAUAACCAGUAUCUCUUUGCGGGGUGGGUGUAAGCUGGUCUCUUAUCCAUGCCCUUGUUCUCUGAGCCAAGUGUUAAUAGUAGUAGGAGUCGCUUUUUAACCGACUUGGGCAGUGGCCUAAUCCUGUGUGCGUGGAGUCAGUGCUUUGAUGGGUGAGUCCUUCUUCCCAUAAAGCUGAGGUGUUUUUGCCCUGGCAGCUAACUGCAUUAAGAUGUUUUGGGGCAAUUUUAAGCUGGUUGGGCAAAAUUGGACUGUCCUUGCUUUCCUUGACUUGAGUUAGCUGCUUGUGCUAAUCAAAAUCUAAAAUAAAAGGGUAGAAUUGUGUUAAAGGGGAAAGCAAGGGGGCAGGAUUUUACAAAAUGGGGCGGAUUGUGUGUGUGUACCACACCCCACUUUUCAACUUAGACUGGUUCACAGCUGAUAACUAAAAUCCAUAAUAAAAAGUUAAAACGCUAAAUAAAAAGUUAAUUUAUAACAGGGAUACAUUGGGGUGGGGGCGGUAUGUAUAGCAGCCUCCCAGUCACCAGAGCAGGGGUAGCUAAUGUGGAGCCUCCAAUUGUUGUAGGACUCCAACACCUAUUAGCCCCAGUCAGCAUGGUCAGUUAGCCAGGAUGAAGUGAGUUGUAGUCUUAGGGACACCUGGAGGGUGCUGCAUUGGAGGGCACCCUAGAGGAUGAUAAGACAGUUUGGCAUAGUAGUUAGUAUGCUGGGCUAGUACUGAGGUGGAGUAUCUAAGGUGGUUGGAUGGCACCAUGUACUCCUUCCAGUAGCUCCUGCAGCCAAGCUAGUGUCAAAUGUAUUGCUAUGCUUUCCUUUGGACCACAUCAGUGAGGACGAGGGGGGGUCUUGUUGUCUAGGCAGCCCCAACCCUCCAGACAUACUGCCCCAGGGAGGUCACGUGGGUGCUCCUAAUGCACCCCUGGAGGCACACUCCAUUCAAGACAGAAGGAUGCCAACAAUAACUAAGGAGACCCACAUUCAAAUCUCCCUUCUGUAAUGGAUCUCACUAGAUGACAUUGAGCCAGUUCCACGCACAUAGCCUAACUCAUCUCACUGUGUUACUUGUAAGAAUAAAAUGGUGGCUGGGAGAAGAGCCAUGUACUGUAUACAUUCCCCAGAGCCCCAGGCUAUUCUCCCCCUCCAACAAAAUAGUGUGGGUGGGGGAGACUUCUCUCUGCUGGCCAGUGGUGGGAAAAGGCCAGCUUCCUUGGGCGCAAGGAGUGCAGGUAGCUGUGGAGCAGGGCUGGGUGGAAAGCUUGCCUCCUCAAGUGAUGGUUUCCAGCUGCUUUUGCUUCCAAGAGAAAAAAUUAUCAGACCUCCAGGAGGAGCUGCAUGUGGAUUUGGGUGGAUGGGAAGGAAGGUUGACCAGCCAGUGGUAAAGGUUCUCCACAGAAAGCAGGUACCCUGCCUUUGAUCUGCUAAGCAAAGUGUUAACCCAGGAAUAAGGGUCCAGGAAUAUUUGACCUUCUAAAGAAGGCAUUGGUGGAGGAAGAAUGUGAUAGCUUGACAGAGCAGGAUCCAAUUCCGAAGCAGGAUUUGCAAGCUGCUGGAGGAUUAUCCCUUGCAUAUUGACAAAAACAACCACAAGGGAGUGAAAUAACAUACCUUGAUUGCCAGUAAAAACCAGAGAGCCAUCCAGUAUUUAACCUAAUCAAUAAGGGUUUCACCUUUCCAAAGGAGCUGCAUUAACCUUUUAAAAGAAAAAGGGGAAUAGACAAAGGCUAGUGUUGUUUUCAGUGUGCUGAGAAAAAGUUGUCAUUGGAUCUUAAUUACAGAACAUAUCUGCCGGGCAUGAGAUGGCUUUUUUUUUUAAAUCUCUCAGGACUACUUUGCUAACAAAAGCUGCAGUAUUUCAGCUGACAUGUCAUAUUAAAAUUAUAUUUAUUGUGCCUCCUGAAAAGAAACCUGUGCUGGCUACUGGAGCUGAUUACUCUAAAAUGCUUUGUAUCUGAAAACAUGGGGGGGCAUCAUCAUCAAGUCCUCUCAAAGUGUAUAGAAAUAUUUCAUCUUCUGUAACAUGGUGCCGCCUAAGUGCCCCAUAUUGAAAAACCUGUACCAUCUUUUGACCUCUGCUAGAGCUUUUUCUUCACUGGUCCGUUGAUGUAGCAUCAUGUUACAUUUCUUUGCAACAAGGAAAGCUCAUUGGUAGAACACCUGUUUUGCAUGUAGAAGGUUCCAGGUUCCAUUCCUAGCAUCUCCUGCUUCAUUGAAAUCUCAGAGAGCAAUUGCCAGUCAGUGUGUUGAACUGGCAGGACCAAAUUGUCUUACUUUGCUUUCUGUGCCUUAUAGGAAAGGCCAUAGUUCAGUAGCUGAGCAUUUGCUUUGUUUGUAGAAGACCCCCAGUUCAAUCCCCAUCCUCUCCGGGCAUGGCAGAGAAUGUCCCCUAUUAGAAAUUCUGGCAAGCUGCUGCCAGCCAAUGUGGACAGUAUGGAGUCAGGUGGACUAAUGCCCUGAUUCACGAUAGGGUAGCUUCCUGUGCUCAUUUGGACUUGUUAAAUUCUUGUUCAAUUCUCUGCCAUGGGAGGUUUUCAAGAGCUCAAGCCAUUUCUGAAAAUGUUCAAAGAUGCUUAUAUUAGUGGGGCUGAGAGUUUAUGAGCAGCUUCUGUGAAUCCUGGCUUUAUAGCCUUAAUAGUUGCUUAAUAAUCAUCAUCUCUGCUCUUUACAGAGCACCUAGUAAAAAUAUAAUUGUUCUUUUAAAAAAUACCUGCAAACUAAUAUCAAUAUAAUUUUGAGAAUUAUAAUUAUAAAUUAUCCAAGGGAACUGCUAACUUGGUUUCUUGUAGCUGCUAGACUUUCUAUUACACAAAAAAAGGAGGAAUUUAAAUAAUCUGUCUCUUGAGCUGUGAUAUAAAACCUUAUGAAGCCUCACAAUUGCUGGAAAGAUAACCUGUAACAUUUUCAUGAUGAAAGGCAAAGAACCAGUAGAACAAUUUUAUGCAAGUUAGUGGGGCUUUUUAUCUUACAUUUCAAGUAACAGUCUGCAUGACCAUUACCUGCACCUAAAAAAGAACUAUGGUGCACCUAAAUUAUGUGUAGGUUUAAUAUACCUACCUAUAUAGAAUUGUACAUACCAUUAUUGUGUAUAAGCAUCUCCCUGAUGACUUGCUCUGUUUUUGUGUUGAAAUUUUAGCAAUCAAAUUAAAACUAAAUUUAGCUAGCAAUCAACUUAAAAAUAAUUUUAGCUAGCAAUCAAAUUAAAAAUAAAUUUAAAAGAUCAUUAGGAAUUACAUGUUAAUAACCAGUUGAAGGGCACAUUUUCAGCCUGACAAAUCUUCAGCAAGAGUUGAGAAAUUAUAGUGAUAAAAAUUGUAGAAGGAUCAAAAACUAGAAGGCAUGUAAAACACAGGGUUAUAUCCAAUCAAGUUAUACUUAGGGUAGACACAUUGAAAUUAAUGAACCUAUGUGAUCCAUUUCCAUUCAUUUCAGUGGAUCUACUCUGAGUAGGACUGAUAUUGGAUACAACCCCACUAUUCCUUCCAAGCUUAUCUAAUGAGGCUGGUUCAGAAGAUUCUCUGGCAUUAACAUCUUUCUUAAUAUUUCUGUAUUUCUUUCUCCAUGAGUCAUUUUGGUGGAACACCAGGUAUUCUGUAAGACAGAUCUGACACAAAAUAUAAGAAACUGUAAAACAUUUUUUAAAAAGCAAUAAAAAUGGCAAGAACAGCCAUUUUUAAAUGACCUUGGCCCUGUAUACCUGAAGGAGCAUCUCUAUCCCUGUCGUUCAGCCCAGACACUGCGGUUCAGCUCCAAGGGUCGUCUUGUAGUUCCCUCACUGAGAGAAGUGAGGGAACUAGGCAGAGGGCCUUCUUGGCAGUAGUGCCCUCCCUGUGGAAUGCCCUCCCAUCUAAAAGAACUACACAACUUUUAGAAGACAUCUGAAGGCAACCCUGUAUUGGGAAGUUUUUGAUGUCUUACUAUGUUUUUAUAUGUACUGGUAGCCACUCAGAGGCCAGAUGGGCAGGGUAUAAAUAAUAAAAUCAUUACUGUUAUUAUUGAGAACAACAAAUCAUGGCAACAAAUGAAUUAAACAACAACUAGGCAGUUGUCCCAAAGUUUCUACGUUUGAGGGCACUGUUUCCUGAACAGGGUUGAUUGACUGGGCCACUGUCUAGUGAAGCUUCAAGUUUGGCAAAUGCCAUGUGAUCAUGAAACAUCCCCCCCCCCGCCACCAAAUUUCACAAGUAUCUAGGCAUGAGGAGCAGCCUGCAAUGUAAAGUUUGUACAUUGCAUCUUGAAUGUUAGUUGGUCCGAAAUAAGAAUCUGUGUCCAGCAUAACUAGAAGAGCAUCUUCUCCCAUACAAACUAACUUUGAACCUUGACCUCUGUGGGAAAGUCAUUUCUCUGGAUCCUCCAUCUAUGAUGAAUUAGAUAUUCUGUGAGGGCCUCUUUGAUUUUGGAAUGGGACGACUGAUCUCUGCUGCUGCUUUAAUUGUCAAUUUCUCCUAGCAUUUUUGCUGUUACAUGCUUGUCAGACGCACUAGCCUACUUCUUCAUCAGUAUGUACCUUAGCCUUUAUGUGACUCUGUUAGCCAGAACAGGGAAGAAUGACCAUCUACCAAUUCACAAAAAUCUUUGUUUCCUUGGUGCUUGAUGGUGAUCCUUACUUAUCCCAGGAGGCUUUCUAAGUAGUUGGUUUGUCAGCCAGCUGUACACAGUCCUCAUUCUUUUUUAAGAGGUGGUGAUUGCAUUUUAAAAUAACCAGAACAAGGAAAGGGUACAUUUUAUCUUGCUCUUUUCUUGAAGUCGUGUGUUCUCCCCUUUCAAAUACUUAUUUAAGAAGAAAGCCAGGCUUUUCAUCAAUUAGGGUUUUGAAUCUACUUUCAAUAUUGUCAGCUCCAAAUGAAAAGUCAAUUUCAGGCUGCAGGCAGCUCAUGUGUCAAGGACAAUUCUUUUCCUCAGAUGGAUUAAAUGUGAGCUUGGGUGUAACGCUGUCAUAGCUUAUCAGGGCACAUGCAGCAGAUUCUGGCAGGUCUCAUGUAGGUAGGGCAGAAUAUUGUAUUUCAAGCAAACCAACACAACUUAUCCUUGCUUAUGUGACAGGAGAUUAGCAGUGACUUGGCUAAGUGACUUGGUUGAUGCCUUUUGAGAAAGAGAUUGCUUUUAGUUCUACGUUCUUGUUAAAUGUUUCAACAACCUUCGUAUAUGCCGGAGGACGCUCGGGGUGGAAUACGAACAGGGAAAUUCUUAAGCAUAUUACCAAUUCAAAUUUCUGUUGGGUUGCAUCCAACCAAAUCCUGCUCAUAGUAAACCUAUUGAAAGUAAUUGGCCUAAGUUACUCACAUCCAUUAAUUUAAAUAGUUCUGUACCAAAUAGCAACCUGCUGUCCUGAUUUGGUUUUUCUUUCUAGAUAGCCCAGUUAUCGAUACUAGGUCUCUUGGAAUGAAGUGUAGACAUAAAAGCAUUGAAUUUUGGAAAUUUGGUUAGUUUGUCUCAUUUUCAAUGACUCAGGGCACAACUUUUUCCCCCUUGCAGAAAGAGACCUGUGUAAGGCCUAGUAGAAUCCUCUUCCAUUUCUGCUCAUCCCUAGCUGGCCUUUGGAACCUGUAUGCAUUCAUACAAAUCCAGUGGAUUCAAAUUCUUUAGCUGUGGUUCCUUCAUUGCAGGAGGUUGGACUAGUUGAUGCUUGGGGUCCUUCCAACCCUGCAUUUCUGUGAUUCCUAUGCUGUAGCAACCUGCUUAUUGCAGGAAAGAGGGUACCCAUGCAUGCAUGCUUCACUUACGCAGUCUAGCUAGUUACAUGAACAUGAUGAAACGCAAGAAAAUGUGUCAACAUCCCGGGCUCUGAAUUGGCCAGUGCACUGCAUGCACCAUGUGUUUCUGAUGGUGUUUCCUGCUUGGCAGGGGGUUGGACUCGAUGGCCCUUGUGGUCUCUUCCAACUCUAUGAUUCUAUGAUUCCAUGUGCCCAUGCGCAGACCAAAGGCCAGCAAGGGAGAGAAAUAAGAGGACUUCAUUGGGCCCUUCCCACUCAGAAUGUUUGACAUUCAAAUCAGCUAAGGACAUCUAGUUUUAGUUUUAAGAAUUUUGCAAAAAAUUUUUGCGGUCUGCCACAGCUGCUCUUGCAGAAUCUCAGAUUGCUUAAAGGGCCUUUAAACAUCCAGAAACAAGAGUUACUAUUGUACUGUUAAAUGGUUAGUUCCCACCCUGAACCCAGUGGGCAGAUGGGAUUAGAAUUUAAUAACUAUGACCUCCAGAUGUAAAACUGCCCUCCUGAUAAUUCCUUGUGCAAGAAGGUAUGUUCAUCUGAAGUUUGAAAUUUGGCACCCUUACUCUUUUAAAUACAGGAAUAAGUUAUAAUUAACCUACUCUGUAUUAAUAUCCAGAUUGCAUUUUAACAGGCUUUCUGUUGGAAACAUCAAGAGAUUAAAUAAUAAUAAUCCAAUUCCAAUAACACCAAAAAAUCUGGUUCUUUUAAAUACAUUAUCUGUCCUGAAAAGCACUUAAUCAUAUUAACCUUUCUAAAAGAUGAUUUAUUAAUCAAAUUGUAAGACCAAGAUAAGAGUUUCUGCAUAAUAGAGAAUUGUUCUAGUGUUCUCCUGUAGGUCACAUCAACUAGAUAAUUUGUUCUGUGGGGUGCGGGUGGGGAACCCUGCCACCUACAAAUUUAUGCAAUAAUGACAAAAAUAAUAUAAUUCUUUACACAUGAAAGACUUGACUCCUCUUAAAUGCUUGGCUCCUGCUGUUCAUGAUGGGUGAAAGGGGAAAUGGCAUUUUUAUUUCGCACUUUCAAGAGUGGCUGUUGCUGUGACUCAUUUCAUUCAUCGUGUCAGACCUUGGCUUGAGCUGAUUAGGGUUCAGAUAAAACCUACUCUGUGGCUGGAGUUUUCAAAAGUACAAUGAGGAAGCCACGGAUUAGAGUUGCUUGCAUGGUAUGUCCUUUCAGCUUCAUAAAUUAAUCCCUUUCUCCAUAGUACAGGGCUUCUGUAAUGAUGCCUGUGACUGUUUGUUCAGACAUUGUGCCAACUGUUUUUUAAAUCCAUGUCAAACCACAGCAUCUGAUUCUUCCAUAACCAUGGUUAAGCAGGAUGUCUGAAUUGAGCCUAAGUUGCAAGUGGCAGCUUGGAUGCCAGACAUGAUAGUGGUACAGUGCAGAGCUUGUAGACCACCUGACCUGUAGUCAGGCCUACAGUUUUGUAUGGCACAACACCAUAACUUUCAUAUAACUGGUAGGUGGGUGCGUAUAGAUUCCAUAUCUGUCACACUCCAAGAGCUCAUUCAAAUCCCAGAAAUUUCAACUUCUCACCAAAAUACUUACAAGCACCAACAGGGUUUCUGGUGCAGCACAGUCCAAACAAACCAAGGCCAUACACAGGGAAUCCAGAAGCAAGGCCAAGGAAAAAAGAUCCAAGGUCAAUAUCUCAAGGUAGUCUACACAGUGCAAUUCAACCAGGAGGCGUAACUAGAGUUGUGUACCAGGAGCCAGAGACUGGAAGGUUCAAGAAGGAACCCUUAUAUACUCGGGCAUCCUAAACCACACCCUAACCACAGCUGAUGGCCCUGAAGGAGUAUCAUGGAUUACUUAUGCAUGAGUAACCUGCAGACUCCUGUGGAUGCUUGCUGUGCUGUUGCAGGGACCUAAAUCUUGUGGUGCUGUUGUGGACUGGGGUGUGGCUCCACCUCCUCAUUUGAUGUCAUGAGGCUCUUGUUCAGGUGUUAACCCAGAGGGCCCCUCAAGGGGAUCUUCAGCACUGGAGUUACGGGUCCCUGCCUGUUUCUCAGUGGUGUCAAGUUCAUCCUCUGAGGCCUUCAUGCCUAUCACAAUGUCAUGGCUAGGCAUGGCAGUAUUCAACAUAAUGCAAAUAAAACUUGUUUCAAAAUUGCAUUUAAAUAUUCUUUUUUGGUAACUCUAUGGUGGGAGUUGAAGAUGCUAAGAUAUAGUAGAAGAGGCAGUAUAUGACAUAUUAUUGGAGGUUUAAAUGUAGAACGGUAGACUUCAUGUUUGAUAUAGGGAGCAUUGCAUUGAUGUUAAGCAGUGAUAGGGAACUUUUGUGGACCUCCAAUAUUUGCUGGACUUCAUUUCCCAUCAGCUCCAGCCAGUGUGACCAGCUAUCAAAGAUGAUGGGAGUUGUGGUCCAAUCAUAUAUGGAAAGCCACAGCUUCCACAAGGCCUGCUUUUAAGGCUGUAAGGCCACACAUACGUACUUCGGAAGAAAUCUCACUGAGCUUCUCAAUAGUUUUUAGUCUUCACCUGCAAGUUUAGGAGCUUUUAUAUGCUGCAGUUGGAUUAGAAGAAAUACUGAAAGCACAUCGCUGUGGAGUUUGGAGUCGGUGUGCAGGGUUGCCUCUGUAGCAUUAACAUUCUGUUCAUGUCCAAAAACAAGCCAUAUUAGGGACACCUUGUGCAUUACUUGAUUAAAUUCCUGGUUGGCUGCUGUAAUCUACAUAAAAACUGAGCAAUAGGGCAUAUCUUGUCCUGCUAUCUGUGACUGACUGUCUAGGUUUACAGCAGCAACGGGGAACCAGGCCUCUCUCUUCAGUUGGAGCUAUUCCCCAGUCCACAUACCUCACUGGCCCUGCAUUGCAUCUCGAGUGCUUUUGCCUGACUGGAAUGUGUCCUUCAGCUCCAAUAAUAACCACUUUCUUGGCAGGAAAGAGGACAGAGAGCUGGGUAAAUGUGUGUAGAAAAUAGUCCACGAGACAAAGGUAGCAUUUGCAUUCAUUGUUCUGUCCACUUUUGCUACUGGCCCCAUCUACCACUGGCCACUAGCAUGUGGCCCUCAGAAGGGAAUGUGCCCUUGGUUUAAAUGAAUGAUGUAGGACAGGGCUCAGCAAACAUAACAUGUAACAACAUUCUACUAGGUGAGCAGAUAUUUGAGAAGGCAUGUGAAGGGUCAUCUUUCCCAUGGGUUCCUGGGGGGCAUUCCUGCAGCUGGAGGGAUGUGAGGAGGGAGACCUACUGCAUCUCCUUUUCUUGUGGCCAGAAUCACAGGCCUGCUUCUUCCCUUGCCAAGCUUCAGGAAUGCUCUCCUUAGAGGUUCAUGGUAAGAAUUUCCAUUUUUCUCACAAAGCUUGGGCCAGAUUAGCUUUGACGCAUGACUUCACACUACCAGUGUGAAAAUUACUGCUGUAGGCAUAAUCUGGUCCCUCGGUCCCUCUUGAAUGCUGGAAAAAGACACUCUGUAAACUACUUCAAAAUGAAUCAUCUUUGUUGUCAAAUUGCUGCUUCAUGGGGGCCUUUUGGUGAACAUGGUGUCCCCAAAUGGACGUAUAGCAGCAAAACAUUACAUUGUAUCUAACGUAGAGCCAUUGAAAUAAUGGAAAUGGCUAAUUUGGGUUGAAUCUGUGUAGGACUUAGCUGGGUACAAUCUUACACUUUUAAAUAAAUAGAAUUUUUUUCUUAAUAUAUUCUUCACCUUGCUUUUCUCUCUCUGUCUUAGUUAACAAGCACAAACCGUGGAUUGAAACAACUUACCAUGGCAUAGUUACAGAAAACGACAACACAGUACUGUUGGACCCCCCAUUAAUAGCACUGGAUAAGGAUGCACCUCUCCGUUUUGCAGGUACGGGCAUCUUGGUAUUUUAUUGUUAACUGUUGUGUGUCUCUUGAAAGUGUGAGAAAUUUGGGCCAGAAAUCACUCAUGUAAGGUGGCAAUGCACUCAUCAGACUAAAGUCUAAUGUGCUGUUAUGCCAAACCAAUGAUUCCAAAUGAUUAGACAGAGCUGGGGAGAUAACCAAUACAGUCUUUGACAGGGACAAGUACAAAAAUCCACACCCAGGAAUGAGGGAAAACACAAGGUUGUAUCUGACUUAAGUUGUACUCAGAGUAGACGCACUGAAAGUAACAGACCCAAAUUAAACUGUUAAAUUCAGUGGGGCUACUUUGAGUAGAACUAGCAUUAGAUACAAACCACAGUUUGCCUGUGCAAGGUAGGACAACUUCUGAGAACAACAUCUAAACUAGAUUUGAGACAGUUAUGUCUAUGGUCUACUGCAGAAGUGUUGGAUUUAAUAGAUUCAGGAUUGCAUUAAUUGAAAUGAAAGAUUGAAGAAAUAAUAUGUCUUCUGUUCUCUGGAUGCAUGUUUCAGAAUAGUUCCACUUUAUUUAGACAAGAUUCAACAUGUAGCUAAAAUUACAAGAGGCUUCUGGCAUUUUGAAGACCUAACAGGUCUAUUAUGGCAUAAGCUUUUCUCAGUGAGAGUCCACAUCCUAGAACAAGUCUGAUGUUGCCUCUGUUCCAUGACGGCAUAUGCCAUAAUAAAACCCUUUAAUCUUUAAAGGUGCCACAGGGUUCUGUGCUGUUUUGGAUGCGAUAUCCAGUGAUAAUUUGUUAACAAGUCAGGAUCUGUGCCAGUGAAGUCUGUUGCAGCUAAAGCAACAAAUGUGGUUUACCUUCUGGAACUGUGCAGCUACUUCCAGUGUGCUAAUGCAAGAAGAAACACAACAAUUAUGCAGAGAGAGAGAGCUGACACUAAUUGUGCAGAGGAAAGCAGUGCUAGAAAUUAGCCAGGCAUGUUUUAUGACUGGAGUGGGUCCGAUUGCAACCAUGUGGAGAUCUCUGGAUGCCAGGUUGGCAACUGACAUCUCCAUCUGGCUGGACCCUCUAGCUUUCUUUAAGCAAGAAAGCAGAAGAGUGUAUUUAUUGCAUUUAUAUCCCACCUUUUCCUCCAAGGAGCACAUGGCUCGCUCCCUCCUCAGUUAAUCCCUACAACGACCCUGUGAGGUAGGUUAAGGGGCUGUGACUGGCCCAAGGUCACCAAAUGAGCUUCAUGACUGAGUGGGGAUUUGAACCCUGAUCUUCUAGGUCCUAGUCUGACACUCUUAAUCAUUCUACCACACUGGCUUUCUAGAGUACUUCUGCUGUGGAGGAACUAUGUAAAUUAAGUAGGUAAAUAUAUACAGUACGGGGAAAGCAAAAUGUCACCUAGAGAAAGAGCUGAAAUAUUUUCCUUAAAGCUUGAAUUUGUUUUAUUCUGUAUUGUUUGAUUUGAUGUUUUGAUGAACCACUGAGAUUUUCUUUCUUACAAUAUAAAGCCGUAUAGAAAUGAAAUUAAUAAUAACAACAACAACAACAACAAGCACCACACUGCGAGGAGGGGGGAAUGAUGCCAAAUAUACCAUUGUGGUGACUGUAACCCAGGCUUAAGGUGCCAUUUGGCGAUUAGCUUAUAUAUCGGUGAGUUUCUAACACUGGAGAGGAGAAGAACAUUCACCAUAAUUGUUGUGGGAGCUUGAAGAGCAUUUUGACAAUGGAUGAAGCAGCUGUUGGGAGUUCUUUUUGAAAAGAAAAGCUGGAGAUGCAUCAUUAUGUACAGGGAAGGGGGCUUUACUGUGUUGGGGUUAAGCAGCUGGACUGGAUAACUACCAAAUAUCUGCAAUACCUCCUUCUUCCCAACAGACCCUCUUGGGUGUUAAGAUUAGCAGAGGGGGCCCUCUUGGUAAUUCCACUGCCCUCAGAAAUUUGGGGUGGAUGCCCAGGAGAGGGCAUUCCCUGUGGCAGUUCCUAGGUUGUGGAAUUCCCUCUCCACCGAGGGGCAUCUAGCACCAUUAUAUAGUUAAUGUCAAAUGCUGAAGACGCAUCUCUUUACUCUGGACACCUGAGAUAUAUAGAUUUACAAGACCCGCCCUAUUCCCUGGAUUAGUUUGUUUUAAACUGUUUUUAAUACUGAAUUUAAAAUUGUUGUAGCCUGCCCUGGGACCUCAUGGUGAAGGGCAACUAAGAAAUCCAACAGUUCCAACCUGUGGACAAUUUCUUCUGCUACUACUUUGUUUUGCUAGGUUGUUACCAUCAUCAGCAACUUGCUUUAAAGUCUACUUUAGUCAAUAAAGGGAUUAAAAAACACAUCCCACAGGUUGCCCCUUGAUUGAUCAGACAUAAGGAGAUUAUGUGCAGGAGACCAUUUGGUGUCAAGUCUAUUCCUUGCUAUUAACGUAAGCUCUUAAUUAGUGGUUUGUCUGAAUAAACCUUUUGCUAAGUAAAAUCUUUUACAGGACCAAGUCCCUGAUUGGGAAACCAGUCUGGCAAUAUUCACAACCAGCCAAAAUGUUAAGAUAGCAAGUUCAUUGCAUUUAUUUUGUCUAUAUUUCAUUCUGACCCGUACGAACCUGCCACAUUUUGGUUUUCAAACACACAUCACUCUGUUCUAUUGAGAACAUGGGCUUUAUUGUAGAGCUUAAAGGGGUGGGGGUGGGAUUGUUUUGAUUAGUUUGUUCAGCUUCAGGAACAGUUUGCAGUCCAAUUUUCCUUAUUGUUUCAACGUUUGCUAUGCUUCUUGCUUCAGAAGGAGAGCUAAGGAUUGGGCAUAGCUGCCCUGUCCAAGACCCUUUUAUCUGUAGUUACAAAUAACUGAAUCUGAGACUUAGGCAGACAAAUCAUGUCCUUACUGUAGCUUAGCAGUAGAGCACCUGAAUCAGUAUAAGGCAGCUUCCUUUGCUCCUAGGACAUGAGGAUGUAAGACAAGCCUGCUGGACCAGGCUAGUGGACCAUCUAGUCCAUCAUCCUGUACUUAUAGUGGCCAACGAGAUGCCUGUGGGAAGCCUGCAAGCUGAAUAUGCAUGCAGCAGCAGCAGCACUCCUAUCCACCUGCGAUUCCCAUCAACUGGUAUUCUGGGGCAUGAUUCUCCUGUAUAAUGCACUGAACUACUGAGUACAUAAGGGGUACAGUGAUCUCUCAAGUAAACUUGGACGUUGUUGGACUCCAACUCCCAUCAGCCCCAGCCAGCAUGACCCAGUGAUCAGGGAUGAUGGGAGUUGUAGUCAAGGAACAUCUCAAAGCCCACAUGUUCCUCUACCCAUAUCCUACAGUUUAAAAAAAAUGCUCCCAUGGGUGCGGUGAACAUAAGAAGAGCCCUGUGGCUCUGGGUCAGACCAAAGUCGCAUCUAGUCCAGCGUCCUGUUCUCACAGUGGCCAUGCAUAAGAAGUCCAAACAACAGUACUCUCCUCACUUGCAAUUCUCAUCAACCGUAAUGAGAUAGGCUGUUCUCUUCUGUCUCAAAACAGAGAGAGAGAUAAAAACUCUGGAGUUAAACAGAAGCUUUAAUAUAGUGUGUGCGCAUAGCUUGCUUACUUCCAAGAAGAAGUAAAUACUUUGGGUUGUCUCCCAUUUAAAUGAAUGGACCUAAAGUUCAUCAUGUCUAUUAAAUUCAUUGGAUCUGCUCUUGAGUAGGACUAGCAUUGGCUAUAACCUUUCCCCCCAGUUAAUUCUCCACACUGUCCUAUAUUAAUAGUGGUGUGUUAAAAGUAGAAAUUUGCCAUUGUGCAUGAUUUAAGUCUCCAUUUUAAGGGAAGUGCUUGCAUACAGGAUAUAAAAGUCCGCAUGCAGCAUGUCUAAGCAUUGUGGAUUCGUCUUUUAAAAAAUAACCCACAACAUUUAAGCCUUCUGUCAGUAUUCCUUCCUCUCUCCCCACUUGCAGUUUAUAGGAAGCUCAUGUUCCGGUGAGUGAUUGCUGAUGUCUGCGUCUCUCCUGGCUGUGCUGCCAGCCCUUGUUUGUUUAGAGCAGUGAGCGGUGCUGCCAUCCGCGCUGCAGCUGGCGAAAUGUGUAGUAUGAGAGUUUAAUUGAUAGGCAAAGAGGGGAAGCAAACAGCCCUGCUUGAGUCAGUGAUCAGAGAGGGGCGUUGGCCUUGUCAGUUCCAAUUAACAGAUAGGAAUGGAUAAUUUCCUGUAACUAGGUUUGCUGGCUAAUUUGUAAAUUGGUAAUAUUGGGCUUAGGGUGGGGCAGGGAGAGCUUUUGACAUCACUCAAGCAGGAAUGUUAGGAGGAAUCUGCCUUGGUAUACGUGUUUUUUAUAUGUUGUGGCAUUUUAUGUAUUGUAAUAUUGCUGUUAUUUUCAUUGAUUAUAAUUUAAUAAAUGAUUCAUUGCAAUUGUUGAGAGUGAAUUUCUGUUUAAUACUCUUUGCUGAUAUUUUGAGAGUUAAUUUUAAAGUACAGUAUAUAGUAGUUAUAUUCUAAUGGAUUAUUGAAUAUUACUUGGUAUAAGUCAUUUAUUUUAAGUCAUAUAUUUUAUUAUUGCUUAUUUCUACUGAAUUGCAGUGCUAUAAGAUAUGUGAUCUUUGUUGUAUGUUUUGUUAUUUAUUCAGCUGGUAAACCGCCUUGUAAACUUAGAAAGGUGGUACAGUAUACAAAUUAAAAGUGAAAUAAAAAUUAAAUGAAACAAAAACUUGAAUUAUCAGGCCUGUGGCUUCAAAUUGGGUUUUUCUUUCCAGCUGUCAUUUGUUUUCAUCUGUGUACGGAUGAGGUUGGAGUGCAGAUGGAACAGACUAGUUUUUGAAGACUAGACAGUUAUUUGUGUCCACCCAAGAACCUUGGAACUGUCACGUUUAGGAUAGAUAGGUGUGGGGCUGUCCUCAGCCACUACUAAACAGUGGGGGGUGGUCCAUUAAGGUGAAUAUGGCACUGCCCUCAACCAGCCCCUGCCUGUCUUCUUGCUUACAAUCAGCCUAGGGAUUGGUCCUACCUGCUAGCUUCCUCUACCUUAGCCUCAGUGUUGCCCUUUGGUAGAAUUCAGCAGGGAGGAGGAUGGGGAAAAAUCUAGAAUUAUUUGCCGUUGCCUGGCUGCUUUCUGGCCUACCAGUCCCGUGGGUGCCACUGUUGAGCAGACAAAUAAUGGUCAGCAAGCUUCCUUAAAGGGCAUCUUCUCCAUCUCUGAAGGUAGAAAGAACUAUAGUGUAGAAUGCUGCUACCAUUAGGAGGGGAUCACUUACCUCUGAGAAGGGGAAGAAGGACCAUAGCUCUGUGGUACAUCACUCUGCUUUGCAAUAGAAGGUUCCAGGUCCAGCCUCCACAGCAUCUCCAAUUCAUUGGAUCAGGUCAAUUAGAGUGGAUAAUAAGGGACCAGAUUGGCCAGUAGUCUUAUCUGGUAUUAAGUACCUUUGUUUGAGUGGGAAGACACCACAGAGGUGCAAAACUAGAGCACUCUGUGAAAGACCUUUGCUUGAGGUCACAUCACUUCCAAUUAUGUGUACCUGUGAGGAAUACACCUGCAUGACUGCAGUUCAUCAAAAGUGUAGCUGUUUCUAACGGAGGGCACAGUCCAUUGGUUGGAGAACCCAGAAUCUGCUCCAAUCUUGACCUUCUACUUUUCUUGAUUGUAGGUAAAUCCAAUGCUGAAUGCUGUAUUUCAGCAUUGUUUUAAGAAGCUGUAUUUUCUGGUUCCCUGGUUGUUGUUUUUAAAGUGUUUUGACUGUGCAACUCUGGCAGAAACAUUAUACCCAUUAACUGUGCCCUGGAAAUCUGGAGCACAUAUUGAAACUUUGACCUCUUGUCUGUUCAAUUAUUAGAAUAUGCAAAACAGUCCCCAAAGCACGCCUUUUGGCCAGAUUAUGGGUGUUGUUUUUUAAGACUCCCUAAUGUGUUCAGAAAUGUUUGUUUGGGUGAAAUUCCUGGCCUUUCUGUAGAACAGCGAGUGGCCAAAUGAGUGCCAUACUUCAAAGCCCAAUUUAGUGACAUGCUUGGAAUUUGUCUGGCUAAAUGCUUGUUUCUGUCCUCCCUCUCCCCAGGGUCGAUGUAGAACAGGGUAACUGAGUUGAAUUCAAAGAAAUAUUUCUAUUUCAAAUACUCCAGGCCGUAAAUUUCAAAUAUUUGCCUGUUAAUUUUGCUUUGCUCAUGUGCUUCACAUGAAAGUGAAGAUUGGUCGGGGGGGGGGGAGAGUUUCUCAGUGCAUCUUGAGCACCGCAGACAAUGUUUGGAGAAUCAAGGAGUGUUCCUGGAUAGAUUAGUUCUGACAGAGGGAUGCCAAGAAGGGUGAUGCUCGAAUCGCCUCAUGGCAAAGGUUGGCAUUGACUGGCAUUGACAAAGGAGUUUAAGAGACCAAUUAAAGUGGCCAAGAGCUGUGCAGUCUUUUUAUUUUCAAAAGCCAGCCCAGGCAACUGUGUCACAUUAACACACUUCUUUCUUGUCUGUCUCUCCCCCCCCCUCCUCCCCACCCUGCUUCGCUGUUGGGCUUCUUGCCAUCAUGCCGUCCUGCAGCCAUAGACUAGGCUCUUAAUGUUUUCAUGGGAAUGUUUGCUUCAAGAAAGCAUAGUGUUUUUGAAGCAAAAGCAACAGAGUGUAUUGUGGCACCUUUUUAAAGGCGUAAGAAAAUUUUAUUAUAACAUAAUCUUUUCAUUGGGCCUAGUACAGGAGAAAAUCAUUCAGGUGGGAGUUGAGCGGCAAGGAGAUGUAAAAAUCGCAAACAGCAAUCAAUAAGAACUUUAAAUGUAAGUUAAAUAGUGAAAUCUGUUACAGUAGCAGAUUGGUGAUAAUACGAUCCUCUCACCAGUGCCGAGUAAAUUAACAUCUUUAGUGGAACAGGAAACUAUUCACAAGCAGUUAUUGAUAAAAGAAGAAUACAAUGUGAAAUAGCUGAACUGCAGUUCAUCAAGAAGUUCAGUGCCAUCCCCUGUGAGUUAAAUUGAGAUAACUGCUUGAGUUAAUCAGCUUACCAAUGCCAAAUAUCUGUGCUGUCUAGUACUGUUUCUCGUUGAUGGUGAUAAUGCAGUCAUCUCUGCAAUGCUCAAUAAAAUGUCACCAGUCUGCCAUUUCAUGACUAGUCAUGAAAGUUUAUGCCAUAACACAGCUUGUCCUUAAGAUAGCAAAAGACAGUUGAUUUUUGCUGCAAGAAGCUAAGACAGCUACCAUUCCCUCUGGAAAUUGUUCUUGAAACUCAUUCAUGUGCCAGAACUAUUGGUACUCUAGCAUUUUCAUGAGCUUUUUGUAUUCAGCCCUCUGGUUGGGGAACUUGUCUGAAGUCUACUUGCAGGGGUGCAACAAUAGGUUUUGUACUCUCAGUGACCCAUUGACUUCCCAAAUAUACUGUAUUGAGUUCCUUUCCCAGGAGGGCAAUAUUUGCUGUGCCUGGCCGAUGAGGGCAGAAUAAUUGAGUGGGUCUUAAUUGAAAAUCAAGACGGUUUUUAAAAAAAGUCAUGUGUUUCAGCAAUGAUUUGGGUCCAGUUGAUUUGAUUUGGCAGUGAUUUGGGUCCAGUUAAUUUUAAUAGGACAUUCCUAUUUCAUGCAUUUUUAUUGGAAGAGGUAGUUGUAGUGCCUCAUGCAAGCAUCCAUUUAGAAGUAGCAUGUGUCACCUUUCAAGUCUUUUCCACAUUUAACAGAGACAGCAUAUAAUGGCUGUUACAAGAUGGCAUAAUGGCUGCCAACCUGGAUGGCUUUAAGAUAGACUCAUGGGACAUCAGUGGUUGCUAGCCACAGUGAUAUGUUCUACCUCCACUGUCAGAGGCAGUGUGCCUGUAAAUACUAGUUGCUAAGAUUCACAAGUGAGGAAAGCUGCUCUUGUGCUCAGGUCCUGCUUGCAGGCUUCCCAUUGGGGCAUCUGUUGGUACCCACACAACCUUUAGAUAACAGGCAUGCAUAACUUCUUAAAUGAGUGAACAUUUUUAAAAGUGAAGUGUGUUGCUACUUCUGCUGCACAGACUCACUUGCAUUUGGAAAGCAGAAGGCUUAAUGGGCUGGUGGAGCUGUGACAAGUGCAUGGGUACCACUUAUCUUUCCACAACCUUUUCUGGCGGCAGCAGUUGCACAGCCUGGUGGCCAGCUGAGCUAGAGAUGCAGGCAGGCAUGGUUCAACAUUCAGCAAACGCUUUGGCAGCCCACUUUGCACUCUGCCGAGCUUUCUCUGCAGCCGUGCUUUCCUAAUGCUCGUUGGGCAAAACCUGACACAUUUGUUCCCCAUGGUGUGGUUUGCCAUCCUGUAGCAUAACAGACAGCAAGAGAUGACUGCAUGCAAAAGACCCAGGUUCAGUUCUUUGGCUGGGAGAGACCCCUUCUUGAAAUCCUGGAAAGAUGCUGCCUGUCUGUAGACAACAAUGAGACAACUCAGUAUAAGGCAGCUUCCUUUGUUUCUAUGAGGUUAUGUUUCUAAUCUCCAGCCUAUGGGCCAACUUUUACCUACCUUGCCGUUCCUGGAAAAUCACACCCAUUUCCUCUGCCCUUCAAGCCUCAUUCCCUACCUACACAUCUCCAGUUUUUCUUUCUUAGUCUGCUGAUGUUGGGUGCUCUGCCUUUGUACCUUCCCUGUGUCCCAGAAUUGCUUUCAGAGUCCUCCAUCUGCCCCCUUGUGGGAUUCUCGCCCCCCUUGUGGGAUUCUUAAUCCCAGGCAAACUGACAGCUUCAGCUUCCCUCACAGAAGUCUAACUGUAGAAUGUUUAGCACCUAGGCUGCUGCACAUCCUGCACUGCCACAUCAGCUCAACCAGUCAAGUGUUGAAGGCUUCCCUGCUACAAGUGAAUAUGAUAUUGAUACAAUAGGCAAUGUAUUGGGGUGGCUGUGGGACUUGGUCCUAGGUAAGUUGGCAUAGGAUGGCAACCUAGAUCUCUUUUAAAUAUAUAGUUCAGAACAAGUAUGUAAACUGCAAAGUACUGGAAGAAGGAAAUGAGUGGUGUUGAAAAUGUGUUAACGUGAAAUGGCAUCUUUGGUGUCUCUGAACUUGAAAGAAAGGAGUAAGGUGAAGAUCUGGUUCUGACCAUUUGAUUCUGAUUUUUUUUAAAGAGAAAUGUUCGAAGGUUUUCUGUGUAAAUGUCUACAUCUUUGACCUUUUCCUUAUUUGCUCCCUUUUCAGUCUUUCCUGUAUUACUGACUUGGGUUUAUCUUUUCUCCCUUUAGAGAGUUUUGAGGUGACAGUCACCAAAGAAGGUGAUAAAGGGUUCUUUCUAUCCCCCUUUUAUGAAUAUUAACCCACUAACUUUGGUUAUGAAAUGGGGAAUCAGCACUUAAACAGAAGAUCCUGUCAUGCUCUUUGACCCCAUUUUAUUAUCCCAGUUUUUUCCUCCCCGACCCCACCACCCUCAAAAUAUAUUGAUAGAAAAAUGUUAUGUAACCAACCCUUGGCUAGAAAUAUCGGUAAAUCAGACAUCCAUUUGAACUGUGCAGUUUAAUACCUAGGCUGUGUAUAGUUCUGGUAAAUGUGUUUUCUGAGCGUUUUCUCUAAUAGUUUCCCUUUCUGGGGGUGUUCUAGUCAUAUAUUGAAACAAAACUUUUGCCAACUGAAGCAAUGAAUUGUAUACUGCAUACCAGCAAUUCAUGGUAUAGAUUGUUGGUCACUUUGUAUACAACUAAGCUGGAUACAACUAAGCUGGACUUAGUUGUAGCCCAUGCAGGUAUAAUAGUUGUAAUCUUGGAGAUGGAGAUACCCACAAACAUGUUUAUUCUUUCAGCCUCCCUUGCCUUCCAGCUUUCCUUCCCUUUUCAGAGCUAACCAUGGUGCUUGGUUACAUCUGUACUGAAGCAACAAUGGUUAGUUUCAAAGUGGUAUAACCACUGUAGGCUUGCACACUCGUUUGAAACUUAACUGCGCUUGUAGUAUUAGUGGAGAUGUAACUCUGUGCUAUGGUUAGCUCUGAAAAGGAGAGAGAGACGGCAAUUAUGUGCAAGAAGGAAGUCGAGGGGAAAGAGAGUGUGAGCAGGUGGGGCAUCCUGAAUCUCACAACCGUAGGCACAACAGUAGAAAUAGUUUGUCCUUGCACUGGGCCUAUAUCACUCUCUCCUAUUUAUGUUAUGGUUUAGGGCUGAACCACAAAGUAAGAGUAUAGAGGACAGUUCUAAGUUAGUAGGUUGAAAUGGAUGCCUGAAAAAGUUGGUAUUUCUACCUUUUCUCAUUCAGUAGUUCAUUCUGAUUCCCUGACUUUUUUUUUUUUAAACGCCAGGUACAUUGCACAGGAAGACUUUGUCCUUUUGAUCAAUUGACAGAAUUUAUGUUAAUUGUGGUGCUGAAUCUUCUAUAUAUCUUGAAGCUUUUCUUUCCAUCUUUUCCCCCUGUUCCCUCUCCCGACUUUGUAACGGCGCAUUAUAACCUCCUGCUCUGGUCAAAAUCCAGCAAAGCUGCCCAGCUAUUUCCCAGUAGCUUGGCAUAGAAGAUAUCUCCCCCACCCUGUGGCCUUGGCUGUUCGCUCCCCUAAGAUCUCUUACUCUUUUGCCCUAGAGUGCAUCUCAAGUACUCCUGUGAAAUGCCUGUCUACAUCUCUCUUUCUCUCUCUUUUUGUAUUCCUGCAUGAAUGGAUGCAAAGUAAAAAAACCAGUUGCUUGGAAAGCAAAAUGUAUGCCUUUUUAUUUUUAUUUUAAAAACAAAGUUCCCGGAACUCACCCAUCUUUAAAAGCACAGUUGCCUCUUUGCUUUGUCCACAGACCCUCACAAACCCCUGGCUGCACACACAUACAAUUGCAUUUAAAAAGCAAAACAAAAAAAAACCACCCCACUGUUUCAUGCUUUGUUACCUGGAAAUGCUAACUGGAGUUACUUUGAAUCUCAUAGGUGAGAUUUGUGGGUUUAAAAUCCAUGGCCAAAAUGUCCCUUUUGAAGCGGUGGUGGUGGAUAAAUCCACCGGGGAGGGGAUGAUCCGAUCCAAAGAGAAACUGGACUGUGAGCUGCAGAAGGACUACACGUUCACCAUCCAGGCCUAUGAUUGUGGGAAGGGCCCAGACGGAGCAAAUAUGAAGAAAUCCCACAAGUAAGUACAGCGUGGGAGAGAGGGAGGUGGGAGGCUCUGAUUUAGGCAUCUUUUUCCCUCCUGACAGGAUGCGGUUUCUUCUUCUUUGUAGUCUGCCCUUGAAUGAAUGAAUUAAAACCGGCUGGCGACAGUGAUAGAUGCUCAAUGGGUGGUCUUGGUACCAGAAGUGUUCCCAGCUGCACCCGUACCCUAAAUUGCAUUGAUCUGCCCAUACAUUACCUGCUUGAUUAAAAUCAUUCUGCCACAUUCAUAAGCUGCCUGUUUGCCAGUGUAUUCAAGGCCGUUAGCAGUCGUAAACAAUGAUUUGGGUUUUAAUAAUAAACGUGGGGUAGGAGGGAAAGAGGUAAAUAAAGGUAUGUUCAGUGGUAGAGUAUCUGCUUUGCAUGCAGAAGGUCCCGCCCCAGCAUCUCCUGAUAGGGCUUAGGUAGAGACACUGUCUGAAACCCUAGAGAGCUGCUGCCAGUCAGUAUGGACUAUACCAGGCUUCCUCAACCUCAGCCCUCCAGAUGUUUUGAGACUACAAUUCCCAUCAUCCCUGACCACUGGUCCUGCUAGCUGGGCAUCAUGGGAGUCGUAGGCCAAAAGCAUCUGGAGAUUGAGGAAGCCUGGAUUAUACUAUAACCUCCAACAUUCCUCGAAUGAAAAUAGGGACAGUCUAUUCUGCAUUGUUAUCACUGCUUGGGCAUUGACAAAAGUUAUUAGAGAUUUUCUUUUCCCCUCAGGCUUCCCUAAAUGCAAUGCAUAAAUUCAAAGAUUUCUGUGCUUAAAAUACAGCAGUUCUGUGUGUUUCCUCUAAUAGAUGAAACCAGUUGUUCCAUCAAGCUCAGUAUUGUCUACACUGACUGGCAGAGGCUCUUACAGAUUUCAGGCAAGGGAGUCUUUUCCAGCACUAUCUGGAAAUUCCAGGGAUUGAUCCUUCCUUGGGACCUUCUGUAUGCAAAGUGGGAUCUCUAUCACUAGGCUAUGGCCCUUUCCCAAAUGCCUUCCCCAAAACUGGUACUCUGUCAUACCUCGGGUUGCGCGUGUUCGGGUUACGGACACGCCAAAACCCGGAAGUACCGGAACAGGUUACUUCUGGGUUUUGGCGCAUGCGCAGAAGCGCCGAAUUGCAUCAUGUGCGUGCGCAGACGUGGCGCUGUGGGUUGCGAACGUGCCUCCCGCAAGGAUCACGUUCGCAACCUGAGGUUCCACUGUAUUGCAUCACUUUGCAUUCUUUUUUAAAAAUAGAACUUUUAUUGAGUUUCAGGACAAACACAGAAAAUAUACAGAAUAAAAACCGUACUGUAUUCAGAACUCAAAAACAUUGGUUCCCCUUCCACCCGGAAUCCACUGACCCUUCUCCCACCUGUUCCCUAGAGAGCUUAAUGUCAUCAGCACACCCAAAGCUUCUUCAUAGUACUUGGUUACAGCAGGGCCAGACAGAUUAAAGGGAUUCAGUACAUACACCUGUCAUGCCUAAAAGAGCCAGAUGCGUAUUGGGUUGGAACAAGGUUUAGAUCUCUAAAUCCGUAGUCAUAUCCCAUUCUCUAAGAUGUACCUCUUGGAUUUGCUCCUGUGCAUAUCUUGUACAGCUUGGGCAGGGUGCUGCUGCUGACACCCAGCUGCUCUCCAGCCUCUUAACAUGGUCCAGAAGGCUUUGGUUGAUGGGCAGCCUAAGAAUGGAAUGGAUGAAUGAAUGAAAGCAUCAGUGCUCUUCUCCAAUACACAGAAGUGGGCCCUGAUGCUGUAGACCCUUUAAUAUGUUGUAUGGAACAGGCCCGUCCUGGAUGUGCAGUAUGUAUACAUAGGGUCCCAUUUUUUCCACGGCAUGCAAAAAUUCCCCCCCUCUCCAGCACACAGCAGUCUUUAUACACACUGUUCUCUUUCACAUGUCCUCAAAGCUGGCCAAAAGCAUUUGUUCAUUGAUGGGAAAUAAAACAGUGGGUUCAAGGAAUCUAAAAUAUGUAGUGGAUCUUUUUGUACACCUACUUAGGCUCCCGCUGAAAAGAAAACUCUUGUGUGAAUGAGACUGAUGCUCUGUAUAUCAUAACUUCAGUGGCUAGAAUACUUUAUGCAAAGGCGUGGGGUGGAAAACGGAAGCCUAAUAAACUAUAGUAAAGCAUGGGAGCAGGUAAAUAUUGGUAAGCUAACAGAUAUGCCUAUGGGGGUAGAGAAGUUGAGAGAGAGAAUAAUCCAUGGAACCAAGUAACUUAAUAUCUCAAAAGAGAGGUGGGAAUUUCAGGACAGGGAAUUGAUUACAUGUGUUUAUGAGGACAUAAAAUUGAUACAAAUGAGGAAAAGUCAAAAGCUUAUACAGCAUGAAGAACAAGUCAGUCAUCAGCCCCAGGUAUCCUUUUUUAACUCUUAUAUUUAUUCUAGCUCUGUAAUAGUAAAAUUAUUUAAUUCUAUGCAAGUUUGAAAUUAAAGGCUUUAAAUAUUGAUGUUCAAUUGUAUGAAACAAUCAUGUUUAUUUAUUUUUUAAAUGAAACUGGUGCUCCAGACAACGUUUGCAUUUCCAAAGCUCAAUCCCCUAUUGAUUUAUUCUGUGUUUUGCUUACUGAUAAGGGUCACACGUUUUUGUAAUAACUUCUGAGUACAAGAGGCAGUCUCAGAUAUUCUUUAUAGGUUUUCCUAUUAAAUAUAAGCUAUUGUAGUCAUCUUUAUGGUGGCAAAUUUUCAUGCCUUUAAGAAAUGAGCUCACUUGGCCUUUACUUCAAUAAAUCUUGAGUUGUAAUAAAAGCUAUCAAAUCUGGCUGACCAGGCCAAUUGCCCUGUCUUUAUUCAGUUCCCAUGAUUCAUUAGAUGCCAUUUAUAGUAGGGAAAAUAAAUGACCGGCACCACAUUUGCAAAGCCUGAGACAUGAGAGUAGCUUUGGAUGUUCCAUAGAGGGACAGCGAGUGCUUUGCAAACCCUAUUCUUCUUUAUCUCUGUUUAAUGUGCAUUAGAGAUGCAAGGCAUUACUUGUUCCUUUGCCCCAUUGUGCCUUCUUGAAACUGCUCCGUUGCUUGCUGCCAGGCAUGUAACUCCUAGGUGCUUGAAGCUGAAAAUUCCAGACAGCUGUGUUGCUCGUCCUCUGACGGGGAAAUGAUAGCACUCCAUCUGUGUCUUCCUCCCUAGUACAGAGGUAGUCCAACAUUGUGUCCUCCAGAUGUUGCUUUGCAGCAAGACUCUUAGCAACUUGGCUCUGGAAGGAACCCACAGUGCAUAGUUAGGCUAUGCAGCCCCCUGCCACAGGAGGCAGUGAUGGCCACCAGCUUGGAUGGAGGGCAGCAGGUUGUCUGCCUUUGCCCAAGUAGAUAGAAGGGCCCUGGGGAGUGUGGGAUCAGUGGAUGAUUUCCUGUGGGUUGAUCUAAAAAAACAAACAAGCUGCAUUUUGAUUACACUCUCGUGUACUGGAAUAGCUAGAAAGAUAAAGUAGGCAGUUGGUUGAAAUCACAUCUCGGACUUGGACUCCUUAUCUACCCACACAUUAGUAGCCUCCGUGUUUCAAUAAUAAUAAUAAUAAUAAGCUGCUAUUUCAAUGUAUUUAUAUUCCACCUUUCUCCUAGUUCGGAAUUCAAGGUGGCUUAUAACAUUUAAAAACAUCACUAUAAAAUAUAGAGUAAUAAAAGUGAGCUAGUUGAAAAGCAAUAGUUAAAAUACAUUAAAGCACAUUUAAAACCAGCAUUGAAAUACAGUUUGCCCUGACAGCGGCCCAGUGGUCAGCUUUGUCUGCAUCUUAGUUUUCUAAGGGCUAUCUGAAUAAUGGGAAUAAUGGUGGCCUUGCAGGGGUGAAAGGCAAACAUGCAGGUUCGGAGUUGCAGAAUCUUUUUAGAACACUAAUACUAUUCUGUAAACCACAACUGGUUGAUUGCUAGAGAAUGUAGUUGGCUCGCUUUUUGUUUUGACUCUGCUGAAUGCCAAUAAUGGGCUGCUACUCUGUCUCCAGAGCAACGGUGCAUAUCCAGGUGAACGAUGUCAAUGAGUAUGCCCCGGUGUUUAAAGAGAAGUCCUACAAAGCCGCCGUUAUUGAGGGCAAGAGGUAUGACAACAUCCUGAAAGUGGAAGCAGUGGAUGCCGACUGCUCUCCCCAGUUCAGCCAGAUCUGCAGCUAUGAAAUCGUCACACCAGAUGUUCCCUUUGCUAUUGACAAGGAUGGUAAGUAGGACCAUUGACUGUGUGUGUGUUUGUACAGGGAUAGUGUCCAUUUCACCCUGCUCCGUAAAAGCAUUUAAAUCUGGCAUUUUUUAUUUUUUGAGAUUUUGGAAGGGGAAAAAAAGCUCAGCAACUGUCUGGAAAUGUGGCAGCCCUAUACUAGGACUAACAUUAGAUACAAAUGAGAGAUGAGGAAUCUGUUGCCCUCUACGAGCUCCCAUCAGACUCAGCCAGUGUGGCCAGUGAUCAGGGAUGAUAGGAAUUGUAGUCCAACAACACCUGGAGGACCCACAUGUUCCUCAUCCCUGAUGCAACAGAAGAAAAUACCUCUUUUCAUGGGUGCUUCAAAUUUUCAGCCUACAAAAUAGGAGUAUUUCAAACUUUGUUCUGGAGAGCUUUGGAGCUGGUCGUGUGCUUGUCAUAGGCUACUAUAGGAGAUCAGGUGUGUCUAAGGAAAGUUGGAAAAAGACUUAAUGUCUCUCUGCUGCCCAUCCUGCCCUGUGAUGAAAAGUCACAGGGGAGGGAUGGACGCAUUCCACAGCAGAGGUUCUCAAAGCGCUGGUGGACCAUGAGCUCCAUUCUGAUGGGCUCCAGAAAGCUUGCAGAAUUGUACUUGGUCCUGCAUUUUAUGGAUUCUUUUUCUUCUUCCGUUUUCUUUUCUGAUGACUGGGAUUGAGGCUUCUUUUGACUGGGACCAGGUUGUUGAAGAGGCUAAAGAGGCCUAGUGCCUUCAAUUUUCUCAGCGGUUUUAUUGUGACACAGGAGCUGUAGACUGAAAAACACUGUUAAAACACACACAUCCUUUGAUUUAUGGAACAAAAAAAGUGCAUUAAGUUAUCUAUUGAGGUUCCCAGUGAGUGGUCUGCAGCAACUUUUGAGAACCGUCAUUCUAGAGUACCCUGGACUCUUUAAGUUCACUUCAUGCAAGAGGCACAACUGCUUGGUUAGUGUCUUGUUUAUUUAGUGCAUUUAUAUCCCACCUUUUCCUCCCAAAAAGCUCUAAGUGGUAUACAUGGUUCUCCCCCUCCUCAUUUAAUUCCCUCAACAAUCCUGUGAGGCAAGUUAGGCUGAGAUACAGUGACACGCUCCAAGGGUCACCUGGUGAGCUUCAUAGCUGAGCUGGGAUUUGAACCCUGGUCUCCCAAGUCCUAGUCCAGCACUCUUAAGCACUACAGCACACUGUAGGCUGAGCACUGCAAAACACUCUUUAGCACAGAAGAUUUGAUGGCAAAAUAAAUACUGGAUUAUCUACGUGCAUUUUUUGUUUGCUUUCUGUUGAUUCUCUAUGCGUUCCCACUGCUUCUCGAACCCAUUCACCAAGAAAAUUCUCCUAUAACUUGGCAUAGGCAUCCCAAGUAAAUUUUUAUUCACAACUUCUCCACCCCCUCAACCUUUUCAGUGCACCAGUUUGUUUGUUUUUGAAAAAAACACAAACGCUUUCCUCCCGCUGUCAGGUUACAUUAAGAACACAGAGAAGCUGAACUACGGCAAGGAGCACCAGUAUAAGCUCACCGUGACGGCCUAUGACUGCGGGAAGAAGAGAGCUGCCGAGGACGUGCUGGUGAAGAUCACCAUUAAACCUACAUGCAAGCCAGGCUGGCAAGGUUAGUGCUGUUCCCCACCCACCCAGUGCAGCGUUACAGCAGUGAAAUGCUUUCCAGUGCAUAUUACCAGUACCCUUUUUUUGGGGAAAGGUGGUGUUGAGAGUGUUGGCAGAGCAGCUGUAGGUGUCCCUGGAAGACACUUCCUACUUGGAUCCGCUUCAAUCUGGGUUUAGGCCUGGUGGAUCCAGGGUCUAGUCAACCCAUGCAGAGGGGAGUGGGGUUCUGGCCAUCCUGAAUGAGGCGGUGAUCUAACCACUCCUGAAAAUAGUAACGGUACCGCUCUGUUCUGUCUUGUUCAGUCCCCACCUGGAGUUUCAUGUCCAGUUCUGGGCACCACAAUUUAAGAGCAAUAUUGACAAGUUGGGACUGUGUGCACAGGAGGGCAACAAAGAUGAUAAAGGGUCUGGAAACCAAGCCUUGUGAGGAACAACUGAGGGAGUUGGGUAUGUUUAGUCUGGAGAGGAAGAGAUUAAGAGGUGAUAUGAUAGCCACCUUCAAAUAUCUGAAGGGCUGGCAGUGUCACAUGGAAGACAGUGCAAGCUUGUUUUCUGCUGCUCCAGAGGGUGGGGCCCGAACCAAAGGAUUCAAAUGACAACGCAGGAGAUUCCGACUAAACAUUAGGAAGAACUUUUUGAGGGUAGCAGCUGUUAAUCGGUGGAAUGUAUUUCCUGGGAAAGUGGUGGACUCUCCUUCAUUGGAGGUUUUUAAACCGAGGUUGGAUGGUCAUCUGUCAGAGAUUCUUUAGGUGUGAUUCCUGCAUUACAGGGGGUUGGACUUAGAUGACCCUUAGGGUCCCUUCCUACUCUAGAAAAGCCUGUUGGUUUGUGACAACUACCACCCAGUUCCCAAUACUACCCAUCCCUCCCUUUAGGAAAGGUGUUUCAGAGGGUUGUGGCAAGUAAUUGCAGUUACUCUUGGAAGAAAAAGAUCAUUUGGACCCAUUUCAGUUCUCAGUUCAGGCCCGGUUGUAAUAGGAAGUAAAAUAUUUUUAGUUCCUAACUCAUCACCUUUGUCCUUCUGAGGCUGUGGUUUUGUACUUCUUUAUAUUCUCUGCUUUCUUUUAAAAUUGGAUUGAUUGAGGUACGAGGGUUUGCUAAUGGAUCUUUACUGUUCUCCCCUACCCCCUCUAUUUAUGACUUCAGGCUGGAGCAAAAGAAUGGAGUAUGAACCUGGAACUGGCUCUCUCGCUCUCUUUCCCAACAUCCAUCUGGAGACAUGUGAUGAGCCCAUCACCUCCGUGCAGGCCACAGUUGAGCUGGAGACCAACCAUAUCGGGAAGGGCUGUGACCGAGAUACUUACUCUGAGAAAUCCCUUCACAGGCUCUGUGGUAAGUUCCUUUGGUCUGACUUAGGCCUAUCGAAAAUCCACGCCUUCCUUUUAUCUUUAUCUCUUUUCAAAUAGUGCAAAAUCUGCAUAACCAACCCACCACAAAUCAGUAUUUUUAAAAUCUUAAAACUUUAUAAAAUUAAACUAUUUUGCUGUUGUUGUCAUCCGUCUGUCUCGAGAGUCAACAGAGUGCAUUUCCAGGAGUAAAGUCAGACUGCUGAGUCAGCAGCACCGAAGUGACCUCCAUGGGGUGCAAGCCUGGGAGACCUGGGAUGCCCAGAAAACAAGACCCCCCUCUUGGUCUUGCUGGUGUGAUCCAAAGGAAAGCAGAGCAAUACAUUUGGCACCAGCUUAGCUGCAGGACUUGCCAGAAGUACAAGGCGCUAUUCAACCAUCUUAGGGACUGCACUUCUGAUUUCUGUAGAGUUUACUCCAUAGUCUUUUCUUCUCCUGAAGAUAUUCCGCAAGGCAGCAGAGGUAUAGGAUCAGAGUUUUAUUUCUCCUAAAUGGGCUACCUUCUCAGGUUGACGAGCCCCAUCUGCCCCUAUAAUAGAACUAGAAUAAAUAUUAUGAAUGGAAGUAACUAUUCUUAAUAAAAGGAGCAGAUACUUCAUCUGGUGUCUGUUACUUGUUCUUCAUUUUGUUUAAAGCCCUCAGCUUUUCCUUUAAGUGCAUUUAUUUCAUGUACUUUGUACAGUAGGCUAUUUUCUAAACACACAAAUGCACACUUCUUUGUCCUCCUUCCAUGCAAGCAAAGAGUCAAAAGACACAUUUCCAGCCAGGCAAAAACACUGAGUGAGUGUGUGAAGCAAAACCAGUGAGACGGAUAGCCUGGAGAGGGUCCUAUGGGUCAGAUAGAGAACCCUGGAGGGCUGCAUUUGACCCCCUGGGUCUGAGGUUCCCCAUCCCUGUUGUAAGCAUUGACAGACCAGAGCUGGAGGAAGGUGGGCACUCCCCUUUAGCAUGUGGCCUUUAAAACAGAAAGGAUAACUCAUUUAUUUGUGUUACUGGUUUAUAAUCCUCCCUUUUUUGUUGGUGUGCUGGAAGUGGCUAAUGCACACCACCACUGGCACGAAAUAUCAGUGUGAAAUUAUAGCAGUCUUUAUCUGUUGCGUGUGAGUUGGUCUCUUCAUCAUCAGCUAGCCCACAAGUCAUUAUUCACAGCUUCUCCUGCUGUCUGCCUCCUCUGGGAAAGACCAGAACUAGGCUAUAAACAGUGCAGAAGGCCCGAAGAGGCAGGUGCAAACCUGCACCUAUAUCCCUAAUAGUGUUGUAUUAUUCUCUCUUAACUGGAAGCUCCUUUGGGAGCCAAUCUUGGCUGCAUAGCAUGGUGUCAGUAUCCUUACGAACAAUUCCCAGUGCAAGCUCUUGAGAGAUGGCUUUGGUCUUCCUCCAUGGCUCCUGUCAGCUGAACAUCUCUCCAGGGGAACGAGCAACGAUGGCAAUUGUUAGGGCAGGGUUUGGUCCCUUCCCUUUCUCCUGAGAAUUAAACAGCCUCUGAGUGCGGCAGCAGCAGCAGUGAUGGCUCGUGGAAGGCUGAACUUGAAGGAUUGGAUGACAGAAGCCAUAUGAGAGGAGGGAGCUGUAAAUAGUGAUGGAUCCUUCUUCAAUUUGAAACAGGAACUCAACAAGAGAAGUGCCAUUAGAAUGUAAUGCAGUUCUCAAUACAAAGUGCAGAGAUACUGAAGGCAGUGGAACCUGGAUAUUGGCCAGUGGGUUAAAUGGGGGGGGGGCAUUUUUAAAGCUGUGGGGGUCUGUCUAGCUCCACUACAGUGGAAGUUCAGCAAACAAUGCUGACUCUGAAUUCUUGCUGCUAAUUCUGUGAAAGCCUAGCAUUUUUUCCUAACAACAGAUCACACACACACACACACACACACACACACACACAAAUGUGUUUCCUCUGUUGGCAGUCAGCUGUGACAUAGUUGAUGGUUUUAAUUGCAGGUGCUUCCUCUGGCACAGCUGAGCUCCUUCCUCCUCCAAGCAGCACGGCAAACUGGACAAUAGGCCUUCCGACUGACAACGGCCAUGACAGCGACCAGGUCUUCGAGUUCAAUGGCACCCAAGCCGUGAAGGUCCCAGACAACGUUGUCACCGUCAACAUGAAAGAGCCUUUUGUGAUUUCAGUGUGGAUGAGGCAUGGGCCUGGGGCCAGGGAGAAGGAGACCAUCAUCUGCAACUCAGACAAGACAGGUUGGAAUGGGUGGAGAAGGGAACCCUUGGGCUAAAAAAUGGAGGCUUUUAGGACUGGCUGAACCAUUGCAACGCCACAGAACGUUAGCAAACAUUCCAAGUUCUGUGAGUUGGAGGGAGGGAGAACCUGAUUGCAUCUGUGUAAGAAUGGUUGCCCAGUGCUCACCAUUGCUAUUCCAUUAUAAUGUGGCAAAGGAUGCUGCAGUCUGUUCUGAUUUCGUGUGUUUGGUGUGGGUGAGGGGUAGGGUUGGUGGUGGGUAAAUGUAUCUGAUUCUUCAUGUUAGUGGCAGUCAGAAGUGUGGGAGUUGCUGCUUUCCAGUUUUCUCCAGCAGGUGUUGCAAUAUGAUCCCUCAGUAUGCUCAUAAAAAAUGAACGGAGUGCACAAAAGUCUUGAUUGACAUUUUCUGGGAAAACAUGUUUUUCUCUUCUGUCCUGCAUUUCCCCUCCCUGAUUUCUUUGUCGAUAGAAUCAGUCUUUGAAUGAUACCAACAGUACUCUGGAAGGUGGUAUUGAGACAAAUUAGAUGCGAUCAUUUGGGUUUUGUACAUUGCACCUCAACAGUGCAGAAAGGAAUUGCGUGUCUUGUCAUCUUGAGGCUGAAGCAGCCAUUUUGAGCAACUAAAACUUUGAUCUCCCAAAACUUAACCUAGCCUUCCCUGAGACGUAGUUGAACUACAGCUCCCAUCAGCCCCAGGCAGUCUAGCAAACAACAUCUGGAGGACACCUUGGGAAAGGGCCUCUUCCUCCUUUUUGAUCAGUCUCCACUUAAUAAGGGGGAAAGAUCAAGGCAUAUCAGUCAAAAGCUGGCUGUGUUCAAAAGUGCUCUCUUCAAGCAGAAGCUUCCAUGCUUUCACUUAAAAGAAUUGGGGUAAGGCCAAUUUAAGAUGUUUCCCUUAAUUAAGAAGAGAUCAUAUGGGAUCCUGAAAAUAAUUAGGUUGGAGAUGAAGCUUUUAAAACAUGGGUGAAUUAUUCUAUUCACUCUUGGAUGUGGUUCUGCAAAAGGAUGCUCUCGGCCACGGAGAAUUUGAUUCCUGAGUACAGCAGAUUUACAUGAUGGUUUUCUCUUAUCUUGGUGGUAGUGGCUUAAAGAUGGAUUCAUGUGAACGCAUCCCCCAGUGUGUGUUGGUGCGUUGUGAAUCUUUUCUGCCCCUUCCUCCCAGAUGGCUCCAAAAACCCCUGGACUCUGUGGCCAACUAUUGUUGAGCAAUCUGGAUUUUUUUGCAGCUUGUCAAGCAAGCCUGUGCUCUUGAAAGCCAUUGUAAUUCAGACCCUUUCCCAGAAACUAAUUCCAUGCUUUUAAGCACAGGGGAACUGUCAUUAAAUCCAUGCACCCUUAUCAGCAAAGUUGCUUUUCUGGGUCCCUUUCACACUGAAUGGGGAAGCAGGGGUGCUCUUGUGUGAAAAGUCACCCCGGCUCCGAAUUCCAGGCUGAAGGCUGUCACGAGACUAGCAAACCAGAAUACUGCCAUUUAUUCUUUCACUCCAAUGCUGGCCUAUUUCUUCUUAUUGCACCUCUGUGCAAAAUUUGGCUGAGCCAUUAGUUGAGAAGCGGACAUUUUCCUGAAAUGUCUUGGACUGUCAAAGAGCAAUUACUAUGGAACUGCCCUAAGGGGAGGCAUUUCUGCCAUGGAAGUGGUCUCCCUUUGAUUAGGCCUCCUGCAUCCUUUUUUACUAAGCACUACCCUUUACUGCAGGGGUAGGGAACCCUUGAGCUGAAGGGUGCAGAGUUGGCCUGCCAGGCCAUGGUAUUUUGGGGCAAGUCACGCCUAUUCAUCCUACACCUUGCUGUCAUACCUGACGUCAGGUGUGGGGCAGGCAAUGGCAAAGCUUCAAAGAUAAACUUGAGAGCUUAAAGUGAGUUUCCUUUGUUGGAAUAAGGCAGCAGCGUUCUCCCUCCUGGCACUGCUGCUUAACCAUCUGAAAAGCAGAGUGCAGGGCUGUUUAAAAGCCCUCAUGCAAGCAGCCCUGCCCCACUCUUGACCCUGCAGUUUUCUGUAAUUUAAACAGCAGCAUGGGGCUUCUUGCAAAAGGGUUUUCAGGCAGCAUUGAAGUCCUGACAAUCGGAGCUUCAAAGCCCAGCAUUGCUGGAUGUCUCUGUGACAUCAGGUGAUUGGCAGACGGGGAGCCCCACCCACCCAUCAGAUUUAUCCCAGAAGGGGUGUGGAGCUGAGGAUCUAGCCCACCUGCUGGAAAGGUCCCCCACCCCAUGCUUAUGCUGUGACAAGAAUGUGCUGGAUUGUAACAUGUAUAACAGGAUCCAAACGUUCACUAGCUUUACAACUGGAGGAAAGGGAAAUGGUAACACAUGCCUGAUCUUUUUUGGGACAGAUAUGAACCGGCACCACUAUUCCCUCUAUGUGCACAAUUGUCGUCUCGGGUUCCUCUUUCGUCAAGAUCCUUCAGAGGGGCAGAGUUACAAACCAGCAGAAUUCCACUGGAAGCUGAACCAGGUGGGUCUAUAAGAGGAGGCAAAACCUGGGUGUAAUAUUAGACGGAUCAAUAGCCAGUCUUUGUAUGUCAAUUUGCAGUAGGAAAAGGCCAGCCCUCUGUGAAGUGUUCAUUAUGGAACCGUAAUGGGGUAGCGAUACAGUAACACUCCUGCUUUCGGUAUCUUUGACAAAAUUUAGUUUUUAUUAUCAAGAAUUGGAUGUGAAAGGAAGUUAUCCAGCGCAAAGUGGAGGUUCCCUCCCUCCAUUUAAAAACUCUUGUACCUUUUACAGGUGUGCGACAAGGAAUGGCAUCACUAUGUCCUCAAUGUCGAAUUUCCAGCAGUGACCCUGUACGUGGAUGGAGUUUCUUUUGACCCUCUAUCAGUGACGGAAGACUACCCACUCCAUCCCUCCAAAAUAGAAUCCCAGCUGGUGGUCGGAGCCUGCUGGCAAGGUAGCUUACCUUUUUUUAGCUGCAGGCUUCUCAAAGAUGGCAGAAUAGUUGUAGGUCAUUUGUCCAGAACUCUUGUUGUUCUAGUUUGUUGGCAAACUCCACUGAGCUUGCAUCUCUGCAGUGAGACUGUGCAAGAGAACAGAUGGAGAUUGAAAAUAGCAAUGCAUUUUCAACGGGGAAUGCAUAGGAGCUAAUUGUGCAGCCUGUUCUCUCUCUUCCUAAUUAUAUUGGGAUGUCUGUGAAGCCCAGGUGAUUGGCAUGCUCGCAGUCUGUUGGCAGAGUUAAAUAAAAGCAAAACAUUUGCUGCAAAUCUUGAGAACAUCAGUGGAGAAAACCUCACCUUGGAAUGAAGAAAUUGUGCUUUUGAACUUGGUUAGAAUUUACAUGAAUGCUAAAUUUAUUGUGUUUUCCUCCCUCUGGGGCCACACGCUUGGUUUUGAGGAUUUUGAUGGAGUAAUUUACCCUCUGUGUCUGUGUGUUGGAGGAUUUUGCUGCUUAUGUCUAUAAAAAGAAACACAGCAGUAGCUGUAGGUUUUAACAUGCAAAGCAGGUUUAAACGGCCGUUCCCUCGAGGAUGCAUAUUGCUGAAUCACAGCCUUCAAGGCCACUGAUGCUCUCCCUCGUCAGCAUCUUGAGAAAAUGGAUUCCGGGAUUCAUCCCAAGAGCAGAGGAAGGGAUGUAGAUCACCAAACGAAGACACCUGCUGUAUUUAGGCUAAAGGGGGGGGGGAGGGAGUUAGCACCAUAAAUGGCAUAUUUAUUCAUAGGAUUAGUAUCCAGCUAAGUCCUACUCAGAGUAGGACCCAUUAAAAUAAAUGAAUCUAAGUUAGUCAUGGUCAUUAGUUUCAGUGGAUUUACUUUGAACAGGGUAAGCUUCAGAAUACAAUCCCUAACUAUAUUGUAUCCUGCAAGACUAUUUCCUGACAUAUAUUUAAAGCUUUUGAAAUGCAAUUUUAAAUGUGAAAAUGAUAUAAAGAACAGAGGAAUCUUCUUGAAUGCCUAGAAGCACUCGCUGCAAUGUCGGCAUGUGCUGAUGGUUUUCAGAAUGGUUUCUCUGUGCUUCCUGAUUUGGAAGGUCAAAAUGGCACUUGGGUGUCCCUAAGAGGCAAUUAUUUGUUCCCCUUGGGUGUGUUAAGCGAUUGCACUUUCAUCUUAUGCAGUGAGGCUUAGCAGGCCUGGCGGGUCAUGCCCCAGCCAGCUGUGGCUCAGGCUUACGCCUGUAGUGGAAUAAGGAAGGUAGUAAGAUCAAAUGCACCACCCUAUACUGCGUUAUGGGGGAGAACAGAGAUUUGUAUGCUUCACUGUGUGUAAACUUGUGUUCAGCGGGAAAGAGCCGUAGCUCAGUGGUGGAACUGCUUUUCAUGCAGAAGCUCCCAGGUUCAUCAGUCCUUGGCAUCUCUAUCAUAGGGCUGGGAAUGUCCCCGUCUGAAAUCCUGGAGAGCUGCAGCUGGUCUGCAUAGGCAAUACAGAACUAGACUGUGUAAGACAGCUUGCUGUGUUCCUAUGUCUCAAGGGAAGGGUCCUAGUGCAGAUGUAGAGCACCUGCCUUGCAUGCAGAAGAUCCCAAGUUCAGCCCCCUGCAGCAUCUCCUGGUAGGUUUGGGAAAGGUUUCCACCUGAAACCUGCAGUCGAAUUUGUCCCUUUCCUUUAUGUUCCCUCUGAGUUCCUUCACAUCAUCCCUGCUACACUCUGCCGCACAUGAAGAUCCAUCUCCAAGUGUGCUCUCUGGAAAGUGUCCUUCUGCAGUGUUCUUGGGGUUCCCUGAUACAAGGCUAAGGGUUUCCUUGGCAGGAGGACCAAUAUAGGAAGGGGAAAGAAUUUAAGAAUAUAUAUAUAUAGUACUGAAUGCAGAGCGGGAGAUGGGCAUCUGGUAAACAAAGCACGUCCUCCAAGGCAUGUGCACUGCGUCAGAGAAACCUCCAGGUCCUAACCACCCGGUUCCUUUUUCUCUUCUCCUUGUUCCUAUCCUUUCGUCUUGCUUUUCUGCAGAAUAUACAGGAAAUGAGAAUGACACAGAAAAAGCGACCGAGACCCCUGCAGGUUGCUGGUGUUCUUACUUAUUCUCCCCGUUUCACUUCUAAGCCGAAAUAUCGCUUCAUCUCACACAUAGCAUGACAUGCCAGCAUUGCAUUAUGGCCAUUGAAGCUACAUUAUUAUUGUGUUGCUGGGCUUGUUUUCUUCCAUUGUGCUUCUUUUUUCUUCUUUUUCUUGUUUGGUUGUUUCUUGAAUGUUCACUUCCUUUCUUUUUAUCUCCCAUUGGUGAUAAUUGCAAGAUUAAAAGCAGUUUAAAAGGCUGCUUUGAAAUGAGACAGUUUGUCAAUUGCUUUGAUGGUUCAGCCCUCGCUGCAUGCAAAGUGAGGGCAGGUUGUUGCGGUCACUUGCAGUGCUCACUGGGCAGCAAAUUGCUCCCUUGAAUCGAAUGGUCAAUCAGAAGAGCUGCCUCUUCUAUAAAUUUCCAUGUCCCAUAACAAGAGGAUGGAGGAAGCGCUGGAAUGACUUGCCAGCCGAUACGUUUGGGGAGGGUCUAUUACAUACACAGCUGUAAAACUCUUGUGACUUGCAGCUGAUAUUUCCAGGUCUGUUGGAAACGGUUCGGUGGAUUUAACAUCUCUGCUUGAGACAAUUAAACCAAGACUUUCGUUAAUUUUAAAUUGCACCUUUUAUAUGAAGUGCUGUACAGGGUAGAAGAAUACCUUCUAAUUAUUCUCAUCUUGAACGGUGAAGUUAAAAACUAGCUUUUGAGAACUGUUAAAUAAUAGAACUAAUACUUAAUUUUGAAGAAGGCUGUCAUCCAAUUAAAGAAAUCUUAGAUUAAUUUCUGUGGAUCUUGAUAGGUUAACUCUGUGUAUGUGCAUAUGAAAGCAAUAGUUCCAAAAGGUAAAAAGCAUCCUAUUUUUAUUUUAUUUUUUAGACUGUAGAAGUGUGUCAUGGUUAACAUCAUAUUAGAAGAGGUGUGUUGGAAUAGCCCAUGCAAAGAUUGGUAUUCCUAGCUUCAUCUUCUCCUCAUAGCUUCAGGAAAGGACAGUAGCUCAGUGGUAGAGUAUUUACUUUGCAUGGAGAAGGCCCCAGGUUCAAUCUGUUGUAUUGCCAAAUGGAGUUGGAAAAGACCCCUGGAGAGUUGCUGCUAGUCAAUGCAGACCUGGAAGGUCCAGUUUUCCAAGUCAGUAUGAGGCAGCUUCUAACAUUCAGUAGAAGGAAACUGCUUCCGAAUGAGGUAGCUUCCUGCACGUGGUGUCUAAUUGAGUGGUGGUUGUUACUUGGAUGGACUGUUGUGUAAAUAUUUUAUUUAAGUGGGAGAUGCAGUUUCCGUACUGAAGCUACGAAGGUAGCCUUGGCGUUUGAAGAGUCUGCUUCUAAGGGAGAAAAUCCUGUUUGUGAUGACCAAAGGAUUGUACCCCUUUCCUUCAGCACUGAGUAGGGUCAUUCCAUCCUUGCCUCAAAAGCCAUAUUUAUUGCAUGAGUGGACUUCUUUUGUUCUUUUUGAGUUCUCUACCCCACCCCCCCUUGUGCUUGAACAUACCUGCAAGGUUAACACAAGAAUGGGCACUAAACUAACCCGCAUGCCAGUUUUAAGAACAAAAGCACAGUUGGCACUUUAAACAAACGCACGCACCCCCCUGGAGCGAACUUGUAUGAUGCUCAAGAUGUCUUCCUUUGCUCCAUAAAGGUGGAGAGCUCCGCAUGGCCCAGUUCUUCCGAGGCAACUUGGCCGGCUUAAUGAUCCGCUCUGGUAAACUGGAGAACAAGAAGGUGAUUGACUGCCUUUACACCUGCAAGGAAGGACUGGAUUUACAGACCUCAGACGGCGUCGGCAAAGGCCUGAAGGUAAACUUGUGCAGCAGAGGGACCCUUGAUCCACUGGCAGAACAGAGAUCAAUUAGGAUGCCAUGUUAUGUGUGUCUCACACACACACAUCCCCCUCUCCUUUCUCUAAUGAGAGCAGGAAUGACGUCUCUCCCGGCACCGCCUGGUGUCUCUAAAGCAGGGGUGUCUAAAAGGAGGAAAUCAAGGCCAGGGAGCAGAUAACAUGAGCUCCCAGAAGAGCUGAGCUGCUAGGGCAACCACUCCUCCAUCUUCCCUGGGGCUACUUAAACCUUGCAUGCCCUGCAGGAAGCCAGGAUCCAGGAUGCUCAGACUGGCAUUGGGAGGGUGUGGGUGGGCUUUUGCCACCAAUCAGCCUGAAAGGACCCGAUUGCUCUGUAUUGUAAACCGUCUAUUUAUUUUAGCGUUUUAAUUUUGGCCUUGGAUGCCUUGGCAGAAAGGCAGUAUACAGAAGCAAUGACAUAACCUAUUGGCCCAGGGACUGCGUUCAAGCCUUGGGCAUGGUUAGGAAGGAUGUGUUCAGUGCAUACAUGGGUACACACUUGCCACUCACACACAGCACAUGCACUGCACCCGUUUGUUUUUAACUUGUAUUGUGUAUUACUGUAAUGUUUGUUGCUGCUUCAGUUUUCUGUACACCACUUAGAGACACUUCUUCUAUAUUAAGCAGUGUAAAAAUGGUCUAAAUAAAUAUGGAAGAUGCAUUCGGAUUAUUUAUGUUUUAAUUGCCAUAUUAUUGGGGAGCCGCUGCCAGUCAGUGUAUACAGAGCUGGAUGAGCCUUUGGUCUGAAAUGGCUCCCUUUGUGCUUGGGAUUAAUAAUCAUCCCAUAAAUUUGCUUGGAAUUCUCUUGUAUUUGGAGAAGCAAAUUGAGGGAGAAGAAUUCUCCCCCACCCCCAUACACCUUUCUUCUCUUUACUUGCUGAGGCAUGGAGAACUGCAACCUUGCAGUGACAAGGGGGUUGCGGCAGCAUGGAAAAUAUGCAUGCAGAAUUAGAUGGAUUACUGGAGAUUUAGGAACCUGCCCGGUCCUGAGGAUGUUUUCUUGGAUGGUGAAAUACACCCACAGUUGCUACCUUACAUCUACAGUUGCUAUUGUGUUGCUACCUUUUCAAGCUAAUUGGGAGCAGGCAGGCAAAUCCCAGUUAAUAAAUUACUCUUUAAGCAGUAACUGUUGAAGAAACAGAGAGACAGAGUAAGCUGCCUUAUACAGAGUCUGACCAUUAGUCCCAUUUAGCUCAGUAAUGUCCACACAGGUUGGCAGCAGCUCUCCAGGAUUUCAGACGGGGACAUUCCCAGUCCUACCUGGAGAAUCAGGUUCUGUGAUCCCUGACUUUUGACCCUUCCCUAAAGACCUAGGGACACAGUCUAAGCUGUGGACUAUACUAAGCUAGAUGGACCAGCUCUCCAGGAUUUCAGACAGGAGUCUCUCCCAGCCCUGCCUGGAGAUGUUUAGGAUUGAAACAGGACCAUCUGCAUGCAAAGGAGAUGCUCUACCACUAAGCUACUGUCCUUCCCCUUCCUGUCUCUGCAUAGGGGAGUCUUGGGCACAGAAUUGCUUUAUUUUAGCACUUCCUGGGUCUGAUCUCUUUCCUGCCCCUGCUGCUCCUUCUCACUUCUUCUCUCUGCCUGAUCUUCCAGAUCCACAUGAACCCGAGCCAGUCAGUGUUGAGCUUGGAAGGAGACGACAUUGACCGGUUUGACAAGGCCAUGCAGCACAUCGCCUACCUAAACUCCCGCCAGUUCCCCACACCUGGGAUCCGGAGGAUCAAGAUCACAAGCACCGUGAAGUGAGUUUCCCUUUGGGAGCAAGGCAUAUGAGACUCGGGGUCGUGGGUUUGAGCCCCACAUUGGGCAAAAGAUUCCUGCAUUGCAGGGGGUUGUUGUUGUUGUUAUUUAUUCAGCUUAUACACUGCCCUAUACCCGGAGGUCUCAGGGCGUUUCACAACAAGACCACAACAUCAAACCAAAAGCAGUAACCUAGUGCCCUCCCCUCCCCGCAAGCCACAUUCUAAAAGGGUGUUGGAUGUCAAUAAGAUCAACCAAAGGCCUGGUUAAAAAGGAACGUUUUCGCCUGGCACCUAAAGGUGUAUAAUGAAGGCGCCAGGCGAACUUUCCUGGGGAGAGCAUUCCGUAGAUGGGGUUGGACUAGAUUACCCUCAUGGUCCCAACUCUGCUCGGUUGUCUUGAAGAUGCCUCCACAUCUCAGGGGUAAGAUUAUUAUGGUUAUCAAAAGAAACGCCAUGUUGCAUCUGCAGCAGCACAACCAGAUGCCUUCAUCUGCCCUAGCUGCAACAAAACAUGUCUCUCCCGUAUCGGUCUCUACAGCCAUAGCAGGCACUGCAACCUUCCAACAGUUUUGACUUCUCCCCCAAAGGAACACUCUUCCAUUGUUUUCCAAGACAGACGGAUGCCAACCAGUUUUUCAGAAAAGUGACUCGAAGCGUCUUGUGGAAGCAAACAAAAACAACCCAAAUUACUCGCUAGCAGCAUGCAUAAAAGGCAGACCCAACUCUGCCUGCCCUAUUGGAAAAAUGAGGGGAAGAAGAGGGUCCCCCAAGCAUACUCCACCCUCCAAAACUGAGGUCCAGAGGCCUGGGGGGAUAAAAAUAUGUUUGCCAAGCAACUGAAAGCACAUAAGGGAUGGUACCAGGCGUAUCUUCCUGGGGACAGCAUUCCGCAGAUGAGGAUCCACCACUGAGCAGAGAAUGAAGGAGUUCCAUAAUGGAGGAUGUUGGGCUCUUAUUCUUUGGGCGUGGCACGCACACCCUGUCCUUAAGAGGAGAACCCUCUGAAUGUGCCCAUGUGUUUUAUCUUUAUUCAGAGCAUUUGUGCCCCACUCUUUAUCCAAACCGUGGCUUACCUACAAUUAAUAAAAACAAGUUAGUCCUUGCCUGCAGGCUUACAAUCUGCAGAGCAUGACACAAAAAGGACAGGGAGGGAGGAGAAGAAAAAGCAAACUCAGGCACCAAUUCUUAAAUAGUAGUUAUAGCUGCCAUCUGGCAUAGAGACAGCUCAGGGGCAGACAGAGCUGAUGUGUGGUUUCUAAGAUGAUCACUGCCCACAUUUCAGACAGGCCCUCUUUCUUACAGUUAGUCCUGUGCUGUGUGUCUUGUCCUCCUGGGAUACCUACCACCCUCUCUCUGGCAUUGAUGGCACCUUUCCCCCCUUUUUUUGGCAGGUGUUCCAACGAUGAAGCCUGCAUCGCCAUCCCCUUUGUGGACGGCUACAUCAUGGUCCUGCAGCCUGAAGAGCCCAAGAUCAGCCUGAGUGGCAUCAACCACUUUGCCCGCUCGGCUUCGGAGUUCGAGAGCCCUGAAGGGGUCUCCCUCUUCCCUGAGCUUCGCAUCAUCAGCACCAUCACACGAGAGGUUGAGCCGGAGGGGGAGGGAGAUGAGGACCCCACAGGUAAAGCCCAUUCACCUUGUUUGUGCAACACAUACAUGGGCUAGUGGCCUGGGGGCAGGGUCUGAUACAGCCCCUGUUUCGAGGGAUUAUCAGAAAAACUUGGAUUUGGGGAAGAGGCUGGGAUGGGGGUGGACAGAGAGUAGUAGAGACAAGGUGGGGGAAACAGUCGUUGUUGGGGGGAAGGGGCAAUGGCUUCUCCAGGUAGGACUGGGAAAGAUUCCUUGACUUUGGAACCCUGGGAAGCUGCUGCUGGUCAGUGCAGGCAGAACUGAGCUAGAUGGACCAAUGGUCUGAUUAAGUGUAAGGCACCUCCUGUGUCUUAAAGGAAGGGCCGUGGCUCAGUGGUAGAGCAUCUGCUUUGCAUGCGGAAGAUCCUGUGUUCCUUUCCUAGCAUCUCCAGGAAGGGCUAGUAGAGAUUGAAGUCCUAGAGAGCCAAUGUCAGUCACACAGGGAGUACUAAGCUCAAUGGGGCCAGUGGCUUGAUUCAGCCUAAGGCAGCUUCCUAAUGUAGGAAACAUUCAAGAUUCUAGUCCUGAAGCAAGCCCUUAGGCAAAUGGUAAAAGCUUGGAAGCAAAGAAGACUCUUCUGUGUGUUUUCCUGCCUUCCUGAUCUUCUCCUCCUCCUCCCUCCUCUCCUUUGCAGUCCAAGAAUCACUGGUGUCUGAGGAGAUCAUGCACAACUUGGAUACCUGUGAGGUUACGGUGGUUGGUGAUGAGCUCAACCAGGAGCAAGAGAGCCUGGAGGUCGACAUGGUCCGGCUGCAGCAGAAGGGGAUGGAGAUGAGCACUUCCAACCUGGGCAUGAUCAUUACCGGUAUUGCAUUUUCUUCCUCUGUACCUGAAUGUGCUUGAAAUCCUAAUUGCAUUAAGAAGGCAAAGACCCCAGAGAUACGAAGAGAUGACUUAAAGUCUUAAAUAUAUUUCAGUUUAGAGUCAGAGUGAUAAACCAUUUUCUGAGCCGGCUGGUAUUUACAAAACUAAAAGCAAGACGUUUUAAAAUGUUAUUUAAGUUUCCCUGGAGGUCCCCUCAAAAAUACAUUAUGAAAACCUGCAUUCCUGUACAUAAAUGUUUAACAAUAUACAUCUGCAAAACACAUUCUUAUUAAGUGAUCCACAAGUUUGCAUAAACCUUUGGAACUGGUCUUUGGUUUUCAGGAGAAUUUGUAGGCAAAAUUAAGCUCCUCCAUUCUCUUACAAAGGUAUCUUUGUGCUUUGUUCCUCUUGUGAAAGCAAGAAUAAGGCACCCAUGCUUCCUCUUAAACUUGGCUUGAUCUCUCAUCAGAGAAACAGUGGGCUGUAUCCAAUGUCAGUGCUGCUUAGAGUGGACCCAUUGAAAUCAAUGAACACAACUCACUUGGCUCCAUUAAUUUCAAGGGGUCUAGACUUAAUUGGAGAUAAUGCAUAGUGUCUCACUUGUUCAUCAGCCAAGACAGCUUUGCCUUAAUGGCAGCAUUCAAGUGCCACAAGAAUCGCUGCAGAAUAAGCGCAGGGGGCAUUUUUGUUAGGCCAGACAUGGAGUUCCUGUCCCCUCUUCCUCUCCACUUAGCUGGGAUGUUUAAAACAUUGGUACUAGUUAGACAGGCAUAUGAUUCUGAUAUCUCAAAGGACAGUUCUGUGGACCCCUUUCGCACCAGGGAUGGAGAAGCCUGUGAACCUCCAGAUGUUGUUGGACUCCCAGCUCCCAUCAGCCUGCCAGCAUGGCCGGGAAUCAGGGUCCAAGUCCAGUAACAUCUAGAGAGCCACAGGUUCCUCAACCCUGCUGCAAACAAGCUAGGAAGCGUGCUAUUCUCUGUAGUUCCCCUUUUCAUUUGAUCCGGAACACUGUGGUUCAACAGCUUUGGAACAUGCAACGUCAAACCACAGCUUACUGUCCUGGCUCAUUUUCAACCUAUUAACCAUAAUUUGCUAUACUUUCCCAGUUCGGGUCAAACAGGAAACUAUGCUUAAUGGAAUACUUCCUCGUUUAUUCCAUUAAUUUAUUAAAAAUAUUUCUUAAACCAUAAUUUAUUAAAGACAAUGAUGUAAAUCCUUCAUCUCAAUUAACAUGCAAUAUGGAAUGUUUAAGGCGCCUUAUGUAGCUGAAGGUUUUAUAUUGGCAUUUUUACCUCCCCAGAAUUUUGGUAUUUUUCAUGUUCUUGACAGAUUUCUGCUGUAACCAGUAUCGGGGGCUACAUUUCAGGUGGGGUGGGGGUACUUAGGUAGCAGUUUGGAUGUUUUGUAUAAAAAUGCAACUUUCAUAUAUAUGAGAGACAAACCCCCCCCCCAGUCCCCUCACCAGCAUUUUGUGUUACCUCUAGGGGUUGAUACUAUGGCCAGCUAUGAGGAGGUUUUGCACUUGAUUCGCUACCGCAGUUGGCACGCAGUGUCUCUGUUUGACCGCAAGUUCAAGCUGGUAUGUUCGGAGCUGAAUGGGCGCUACGUCAGCAAUGAAUUUAAAGUGGAGGUACGUCAGCAAAUGUUGGCUUCAGGAGGUCUACAGGGACUCCUAGGGGUGUUUUGAGGAACUGGUCCCAUUAGCUGAAACACCAGCUAAUGCCACACAGAGAGCUAAUGUGCAUCACGAGUUGAAAUAUAAAGCUGUCUCACGCAGAGUCCAACUGCUAGUCCAUCUGCAAGGAGAGGGUGCCCCUUAACAUGGCAUUUUGUCAGUCAUGGUUUUUAUCCUUUUUUAAAAAAGAAGCUGCUAACUGAUUCAGAAACACCUUUUUAGUCAAUUGAAACAGCAGUUGUCACAGCCCUGGUGAUGCUCAUUUUAUGAAGCAUCUAGCCUCCUUACAGAAAAUUAUAGUGGAUCCUUUCUGUAGGCUUACAGCUGAACAUGAACAGAGCCUUGCUGAUGGGUCUGGCCAAAGGCCCACCCGCUCUACUAUCCUGGUCCCACGGUAGCCAACCACAGGCCUAUAAUGGCAGUGCUCUUCCCCACUUGCGAUUUCCAAAAACUGGCCUUAAGGGGCAUCCUCCUUCCAAUAAUGGGAGUUAGCCCUCAUAGUCCUUGUGGCUCAUAGCCAUUGAAAUCCUUCCUUGUGAGUUUGUCAGAUUCACAAAGUCCUUCCUUUGGUCCUGAAUUUUCCACCAUUCUGCUUUAUUGGGUGACCCUACUGGGUCCUACUAUUAUGAGUCGGGUGUAUGUAGAAAAUGGGCACGGAAAUGAGGGGGCUAGUUCUCACUCAAAUAAUCCGAAAUUUAACUUUCCCUUUUCUCUUCCCACUCGCCUGUCUUUUGUUUCACCAGGUAAACGUGAUCCACACCGCCAACCCCGUGGACCAUGCCAGCCACAUUGCAGCGCAGCCUCAGUUUGUCCAGCCCGUCCACCAUUCCUUUGUCGACCUCUCUGGCCACAACCUGGCUAGCCCUCACCCAGGAUUUUCAGGUAAGGGCUCAUCCUGCCUUGGAUGAGCCUCCUUUGACGACUGCUCUGCCCCCUCCAACCCACUCAGAUAAAAUCCUCUUCAGAGAGGCUCUUUUGCCACUUAGGAGAAGCAGAUCUCUGGCUCUCUUCCCAGAGGUGGCUGAUAUAUCAGUCUAAUUGCAUCUGAGCAGCAUUUAAUGUCUUGGGGGAUAUGAAAUUCAAGUCUCCCUAUGAGGCACAGAUAGCCUGCUAGGUUUCUUUAAAAGUAGCCUUCGUUUAUUUUAAAAAAGAAAAAAGGAAUUACAGCCUGUUUCUCCUUGAGCUCUCGGGGAAAGAGGGAGCUUUUCCUUUCCUUUUUUAAAUGAUUGCCAAGCCUGAUGUUGGGAUUUCACUGAAAGGUUACACUGUGUGGAGUUACUUAUGGGCAUUCCUUGGCCCCAACACACUUAACACAGCCUUCAUCAGCCCCAGGGGUGGGGGAAGCUGAUGGGAAUUGUAGUCCAAAAGAUCCAGAAGCAUCACAUUAGCUGAACUAAGCUUUCUCUGCCAUCUGUGAACAAGAGCACAAUUUGUUUGGCAGUUUCAAUAAUGGAGAAUCAGGAAGAGGCUGGCAGAAUAAUUCACAAACCAGUGAAGGGAGCCCGGGAUGGGCAUUCAUAACCAGAGACUGUGGGUUCCAGACACCUUUUGACGUCUGCCCCUUAGCAGCCUUGUCAUGAGGCUGGGCCUCAAUGAGAACCAUUAGCCUUGGAAGCUGGAGUGAAGCAGUUAGGAGCAGCUUAUGCUUCAGAAAUGUAGAUGAGCUGACUGUACAGUUGCUUGGGAACUAGUAUACCUUUUUGUAACUACAUGUUAUAAACAUGCAAACUGAGCAAGCAUCAUUUUUAGGGGGUGGUUUCCCGUAUCACGCAUAUAGUGUGAUUCUCUAGUUCUUCCUUCUCCAAAAAUACCUGAGUAGUCCUAGAAAAAUUCCCCUGAUCUCCCCACCACUCUGGGUAAGGAAGCACAUGGCAUGUGCUGCCUGCUUCUUCCUCUUCUGUGACCAUCUAACUGUGCAAUCUGCCUCUGUCUUCCAACCCUCUCCUAGUGGUCCCCAGCACUGCCACUGUUGUGAUUGUGGUCUGCGUCAGCUUCCUUGUAUUCAUGAUCAUCCUGGGCGUGUUCCGGAUCAGAGCUGCCCACCAGCGGACGAUGAGGGACCAGGAUUCUGGGAAGGAGAAUGAGAUGGACUGGGACGACUCAGCCUUGACCAUUACUGUCAACCCCAUGGAGGUAAGGCUUGUGCGGUGUUGUGGGUUUCUCUGUGUGGGUUCCCUCCCCUCCUCUUCUCCCUCCUUUUGCUCUUGCAGUUUAUCCAAGAGGGCAGGGUACAGAUUCCUCUGGGGCUUUGUUCUUCAGUAGGUGGUCCAAAGUCUGCAUCGUGCCUGCUGAGCUUCUACAGCCAGCCCUCCAAGGGGGCCCACCCUUAUCUCACCAUCAUUGGCAUUCCUCUGCCACCAGCACUGCAGCAUCUUCCUCUGGCUUUUCUUUAAAGGCCUUGUAUGUGAGAGGCGGGCCUGAUGCUAAAGUUUAUGAAGCAUUUCACCCUUCACUAAUUGAUUUGAAAAAGGGUGGUGGUGGUAGGGACAUCAUUUGGACCUCCAGACCUCUCUGGCUGAUCCUCAGGACUCUUCCCAAGCCACACCUCUCACUGGCUCUCCCUGAGUGCCUUUAUCCCUGAAUGGAAUGCAAUCUAAAGGGAGCCAGCUCUUGGAAGCUGUACAGGCAAACACACCAGCAAUUGACGUCUCUCAAACACAAGACAUCCAUUAAACUGCUGUAUCCUGAGCCAACUGAAUUUUCCAGAAGUGCCCCUCAGCUUGUUCUCUCCCUGAACAUUCCUGGCUUCUAGCCAGCAUGAAACAUCUACUUGGGCUGACCAGACUCUGGAACUCAACUGCUCUCUCCUUCCCCUGGACAAGAGAUUGCCUGUUGCUGAACUCUGUAGGAGAGGUGUAUCACCCUGCCUGCAUUUGGAGCUGCCUUGGUCUUUGGCUUGAGUCAUGGGCUUGUAUUUUCUGCCUGUAUGGGGAAGAGCAAGCCAGAGGAGACUGGUAGAAGAAAGGACUUGGGUAGAAAGCCUCAGAAGUGAAAAAACAACAUCACCACAAUGGGUCAUUGCUUGUGGGCUUCCCAUUUGUGAGAACAGCAUGGCCCUUCUUACCCGUUUAUAAAGCAUUUACCACUCUUUCAGUAAAAAAAAAUUAAAUUAUCAAAGUGGAUUGCAACAAAAAUGCGUGAAAACAAAAGUUUAAAACAGGCAUCAAUUAACUAUUGUGGAAAUAUGGAUUCUUCAUUGCCUGCCUAAGCCUUGCAGAAUAGAAAAGUUUUCAGUAGGCAUUUAAAAGUUGCAACAGAAGGUGCCUUGCAUUAUUAUGUCAUAUUCGACUAAACAUCUACUCCGAAUAUACCCCUUGAAUCUCAUUGAACUAAGUACAGUGGUACCUCUGGAUACGAACGGGAUCUGUUCCAGAGCCCCAUUUGCAUCCAGAAGCGAACGCAACCCGCGUCUGUGUGCGCGCGGGUUGCGAUUCACUGCGCAUGCGCGUGACGUCAUUAUGACCGUCUGCACGUGUGCGAGCAGCAAAACCCGGAAGUAACGCAUUUCGUUACUUCCGGGUUGCCGCAGAGCGCAACCCGAAAGCGCUCAACCUGAAGCACAUUCAACCCGAGGUAUGACUAGUUGUUUUUUUAUUAUUACUGUACUUAUUUAUCUCCUGCCUUUCCUCCCUGACUGGGACUAAAAGCAGCAUUCACAAACUGAAACAACUCAGAUAAAAUUCAAAAAGCUAGAAUCAUAUAAAAGGCAGUAAGUUGAAAAGUAAUCAUUCUCUAAUAGAAUUCAAAUGGUAUAAGAGGUAAAUGUGUUAAAAUACACAUAGCAAACAAGCAGAGCGCUGUUCCUUAAAAAACAAGCCCUGCCCAGUGGCCUCUCUUAAUUUCAGCGGGGGCUGCUCCAAGUAGAACUAGCAUUGGCUGCAAUGCCAUUCAUCCUUUUUGGGGUCUUUGUUUUCCUUGCACAGACAUACGAGGACCAGCACAGCAGCGAGGAGGAGGAGGAAGAGGAGGAGGAGGAGAGUGAGGAUGGGGAGGAGGAGGACGACAUCACCAGCGCUGAGUCCGAGAGCAGUGACGAAGAGGGGGAGCGGGAAGAGGACCAGCAGAACGUGAACAGGCAGCAGCAGCUAGAAUGGGAUGACUCCACGCUCACCUAUUGAUCCCAGCUGCCUCCGCUGUUGUAUGUCUCUCUGUCUGUCUGUCUCUCUGUCUCUCUCCUUUGUUCUUCUGCCCUAGAAGACUCCGCGGCAAAACCACUCCAUCGCUCCUGAGAAUCCAUGGCGUGAACAGAGUCGCUUAGGCCCCCAGAGCUGACCAACACCCCCCCCUCCCUAGACCCCCUGUCCUGGUGUCCUGUCUCUUCUUUCCUGGCUAAUCUCGCCAAUCAAAAUCUCGCACCUCUAGAAAUUUAUUUAGUACCUAUUUCUCCCUUGCCUCACAAUGACUGGAUUAUUUUUAUUUCUACUCUGCAAGGAACUGCCUUGUGCUAUCUGUCUGUCUCACUCACACACUCCUUGUGUCAUCUCAUUUAAGGGACGUGACCAGCCCUCUAGUCAUUGCACACACUAGACCAUGAUUUUGAGGUUUUUUAAAUCUUAUUUUUGGUUCGGCACUAGGCUUCUGGUGUCGUUUCUCAUGCUUUCUUGUUGGGGUGGUUGAGUGUAAAAUAAUAAUAAUAAUAAUAAUGCCAGGAUCCUUCUCUCACAAAAAGAUUAACUUUUUUAAAACUUUUGGGUCGGAUUUAUUAUUAUUUUUAUUAUUAUUAUUUUGUGGCUUGUUACAUCCCUGUGAUUCUUCUUCUUCUUCUUUUUAAAUGCAUUUCUUUUCCUCCUCCUGAACUCUAGUGCAUGUGUAAAGUGGCAGAAUGAGGUUAACUAUGUUAGAAGAUUUAACAGACUUUUUAAUAUUUUGUAAAUAAUCUUGGAAUUAUGUAAUUACGUCAUUUGUGGUAGUGAAAACGGGGAAAGGGGGGAGGGGGGGACACAAGCCAUGCUAGGGUUUUAAAAUCAAAAAUCAUGCCGCAUGAUGUAAUAAUAAGGUUUUGGGUUUUCCUCCCCCAAAAAAAUUCCUGCAGCAGCAGCAUGGGGCAAAUUUAAUUAGCGUAGAGGAAAAGCUAACGAUGAUCCAAUGGCAUUGGAUUAGACUGCCAUCUUCUCUCUGGCACAACUCUACUGAUGGGUUUCUCCCCUUUUUAUUUUUUUAUAUUUUAUUGUUGUGGGAGGGGGGGCGGCAAAAAAUGAUUUGACCAUGAAGGCAUCUUCAUGGACCCCCCCCUUUUUUCUGGGUCCAACUGUCCUGCCUCUUGCAUUCUGGGUCCUGGUCUGUUUCAGUUUUAGGGACAGUAAGGUGGGCUGGCCAGAUCACACAAUUUCUUUUGCACAAAGGGAGACAGCCCAGUUGGACCACUUGGGCCUGGUGCUCUCUCUGGGUUGCACACUACUAGUCACGCAGGUGGCUCGGUUGAUUGUAAAAGGACAGUGUCGCAGGAAGGGUGCUUCUGUCUUGGCUGCCUGUCUUAAGUCGUGAACUUGAAUAUACAUUUUGGAGAGGAGGAGGUCAGGUCGACUUUCCUUGCUGGCAUCAUUCCUGUUUUUUUUUUUUAAAAAAAAACACUCCUGUCCAUUCCCUGUAGCUCCUUUGGUACAAUUAACGUGGGGAUGUUGGGUCUCUUUUUAUUAAGCUUCCGUUCUCUUCUUUCGGUCGUUGUUUACACUGAACAUAUGCGCUACCUUUCUGUCAAAACUAGGGCAUAAGCUAUUCCCAGUGGUGACCUUGUGAAUACUCUUUAAUUAAGCAGUUUAGUCCACAAGAUUUGGAGAAGGGGCAGGGGGUUGUCGGUGGGAAGACCAUGCCCAGUAAAAUGUUUUGCCCGAAUUUGGAAGGGAGCAGAGUGGUUUUCCGAAAAGCAAGUUAUGACCCCGAUGGCAGUGGUGAGUGCUGGGCUUUUCAUUAGGCAUGUGGUCCUCCCUCUCCUCUGGUUUAACUUUUUAAAAAUUACUAUUCCUUGAGAGAGCCUCGAGUUUAUUGCUUUUACAGUUGAUUUAUUCCCCUGAAGGGGUGUUCUGCUGAAGCUUUUCUUUGUUGUGUGGGUUGCCUGCUAAGGUGAGCCAAGUUCUGACCGGCUGCUUUGCAUGAGGGGAAAAAAAUCUGGCUGCAUUGCAGUUUUAGGAGUUCGAGCAUUGGAUUCAGCAGGGCCGGGGGAGAAUGUUGGCUGCUGGGGUGUCUGUUUGUGGGGAGGCGGAGGGCUUGAUCCAGGUGGUUGGAGACAGCAGUGAGGAAAUAGAGUGAGACUUCCCCUCAUUGGUAGAGUGUCUGCCUUGAAUGCAGAAGGGCUGCAGCUUCAAUCCCCUGUGGCAUCUUCAGGUAGAGCUAGGGAUGUCCCUCCUGAAAGUCCUGGGAAGGCACUGCCAGUCAGUACAGAUAUUACUGAGCUAGAUGGCUGGCUUGGGAUAAGGCAGCUUCCUGCAAGAUGCUUCUGGACCUGGCAUUUUUAAUCUCUUACUACCUAGCAGCAGGGUUUGUUUUUGCGUAGGGAUGGGGACCUUGCAGCACUCCCGAUGUUGCUGGGCUCCUGCCCCACAGCCAUCAUGACCAAUGGUCAGGGAUGAUGGGAGCUGUGUCUGCAGGGGCAGAGUCCCCAUCCCUCAGUUAGAGGCAAGUAUCUCUGGAGUGCCUUUUACAAUAGGGUGGACCUGACAAUAGGGAAAGGCUAAGCCCUGAACAACUUGGCUCAUUCCUGCUCCCUUUGGGGGUGUGGGGGGGUUAUUUUAAUUGCAAAAUGUUAAGGGGCAAGGAAGUUGGUUUUGACCACUUGUUACAAGUGCUAGUUUGAAGUAAAACAAAACAAAACGGGAAAACUUUUAACCUAUGUCCAAGUUGCCCUGUGCUUUAAAUGUCACUGUGUAGAGAAGACUCUUUAAUCCUCUUUUUCAUGAUACCAUCACUGUAGCAGCUGUAUUUUAGAGACUGUAAACCUGAUCAUGACUCUCUCUCUCUCUCUCUCUCUCUCUCUCUCUUUUAAAUGCUAAUGCUGAAAGGUUGUACACUUUUUCUGAUGCAGUAUGUAGCCAUCAUGGAUCUAACAUUUCAGAUGUGUAUAUUGGUAAAUAGGUCAAGUUUGGGGGGGUGGGGAGUCUGAGCUACAAUAAAUUUCUGGUUCUAAAUUUUUCUUUUGUUAUUGUCUAACUUUCUGC
Podarcis lilfordi (Lilford's wall lizard) is the source of this 59229-nucleotide messenger RNA. NCBI's taxonomy places the organism in Eukaryota, Metazoa, Chordata, Lepidosauria, Squamata, Lacertidae. The record is from the annotation of a GenBank genome assembly.